AAAACGCGUUUCACAUUUCCGGAACGUAGCUACGGAAAGCACCAAGGGACUUGCUGAUGAAUUGAAGAGGGUUGCUGUCUCACCUAAAAAAUGGCAGCACAUUUAAAAAAGCGCGUUUAUGAAGAGUUUUCCAAAGUUGUGCAGGUAAGUAAAGGAUUCAUUUAUCGCUUCAGCUGUAGUAACAAAGAAGAGGAAAGAGUGCCGACUCAGCAGAGAGCUAAUGCUAACCGGCUAACAGCUAACAGUCGCAACAACAUGCGGGGAAGACUAUGAAAUAAAAAUAAAAACAGCUAAAAAGCCAUAAACAGAGAGAAAUAACAGAAUUUGUCUUGUUUUUUUUUCUUCCAAGUUUAACUCUAACUCAUUAAAGCUUGUUGAUCAGUCUGACAGGCGCAUGUAAGCCUGGAAAUAAAUAGUGUGUGGUCAGUAAAUUAAGGAUUAUGUCGCACAAAUAUUAACCGUAGUCUUUUCAAAAAUUAUUCUCUGUUAUAUCCCGGAAGUUUUGUUUUGAUGUCUUGAACUUUACUUUGCUUAACUCUCCAUCAAAAACGACUGUAGCAUCCUUUAUAGCGAUUACACUACAGCUAUGUUAAACUAUAGCUGAAGGAUGUAAAUAUGAGUAUUAUAGGGCAAAGAAGGGUUAUAAGAAGAGGAUAUCUCAUCAGAGAAUCAUAAAAACUGAUUAUCGUGUGGGGAGGUGUGGUAGAAACAAAUGUAACCAGGGUAUUUAAGCUGCAGCUUUUGUAUGUUCACAGAUUCCCCACGAAGAAGCUCCGGCAAAGAAGCUGCGUCUGUCUAAACCCAGUAAGUCUGCAGCUCUGCACGUCGACCUCUGCAAGGCUACCAACUCCACAGAUGCCCUGCAGUACCUGCUGCAGUUUGCACGCAAGCCAGUGGAGGCGGAGAGUGUGGAGGGCGUGGUCAGGAUCCUGUUGGAGCACUAUUACAAGGUAGAGGAUUGUGGGUUUACAACCAUAGACUGUACUAUACCCAGUCCAUGGUCAGAAUGCUCAGAACAGCACCUAACUUCAUCAACAGUUCAUAUAGGGUCCUAGCCAUAGCACUAGUCAUCAAACAUCUUUUUAACUUUGCCUAAUUUCUAUAGCAUAGAGACUUAACACAACUCACCACCUCCUUCCAGCAGCCGCGUGGCUCUCUGUAUUGCUAUCUGUGGUCGUUACUUAAGUUGGUGUAUCUAGAAAAGCAAGCAGUUGGCAACAUUCAUCUGUCGACAGGUUUAAUUUUACGCCGGAAUAUCCCUUUGAGUCUGCUGAUCAGUUUUGUUCAUCAGGUUUAUUUAAGUGUAAGUGCAGAAAAAUCAAUGUAGUCUUUCUUCUUACAGGAGACAGAUAACUCUGUGAGGCUGAAGAUUGCUUCUCUGCUGGGUCUACUGUCCAAAACUCAAGGCUUCAGCCCAGACUGCAUUAUAGACGAUGCUAUCAACACACUCAGCAAUGAGAGUAAGACACAUGCAGACCUAGCUUAAAGAUAUAUUUAUUUUUGCCUUCUUUUGUAGGAAAUUAUUUUUUAGAGAUUUCUAUGAAUUAUACAGUGAAUUUUACUGUCUUUAUUAUGCUCUGAUUGGAAUUUUUUUGUUCACACAUCUUAAUGAGAAAGUACCACAAACUUGACAGUGUAAGGUAUUGAAAUGUGUCUGGCAGGAAAUAUCCAACUGAAAUGAAGACAAGCUGUCCCUCUUACCUAAGUGUGUGAUUAAAACGGCCAUUCAACUACUAGGUUUUAAAACGUGUGUGUGUUUCCACCAUUGUUUUUCUUUUUCUUUGGUUAGAGUCUCAUCAGGUCUUGGCCCAGCUGCUGGACACUCUUCUUGUCAUUGGUUCACAACUGCCAGAGAGUCCUGCAAUCAGACAGCGGCUGAUAGAAAUGGCCUGCAAGGUGAGACUCUCACUCACAGUGUGAACUCAACCCUGACCAUGACACUCCUUUUACAGAUUCAACAGGACAUUUUAUUAACAGAAACAAAACUCCCCUGCAUCUUGUGACUUUCUCCUCUUAGCAUCUAUCUGAUACGUAUUUUGGGGUGAGGAAUAAGUGUUUGCAGCUCCUGGGAUGUCUUGGGAUGGCAGACACUCCUCUGACCAAAGACAACGAGGGACCAGGCACAUCAUUAGGUUUGUGUUAUUACCCGGUGUUGAUGGGGCUGCAUUGUUAAUCAGACAUUUUAUACCUUUACAAAAGUGGUGGCCUGAUGACUGAAUCACUGUGUUGCAGAAUUUAUUAAGGGCACUUUUGUGGAACUGUGUAUGACUUUCAAAAUACUAUGGUAGCAGAACUCAGUUUAACCCUAAAAUAUUGACAUUAGCUUCUUCAGUAGGGUCAAAGGAUGUUCAGAGUAUCAUCAGUGACUAUUUUGGGGACCAGGAUCCCAGAGUCCGCACUGCAGCUCUCAAGGCAAUGGUAGGACACCAGAAACGGAUGCACUCAACAGAAGCUUCUCCACAGUCCUUCAUUCAUUGGUCUUAAUCCCUUCAAUAAAUAAACCACAAAAGUGAGAUGUUUCCUACUGUUUGUUUUCCAGCUGCAGCUUCAUGAGAGAGGAAUCAAGAUUCAUGAGAUCAUCUACGAACAGGUGACAGCGCUUUUUACUGUUAUUUUAGUGGAUCCAGGAGGACACAGACACUUCCCCACAUUGACAGAUAGAGUUUUAUGUCUCAGUGAGACUAUUUAGACAUGUUACUGAUAAAGACAAUGUGAGUAAGCUUUUUCAGUGUUUUACAGUGCUCCUAAUACUGUAGGUCAUUCUGUGGAGGUUGUGUCCAUGUAUUACAGUGGCUGUUACUUUGUAAACAACUGUGUGUGUGUGUGUGUGUGUGUGUGUGUGUGUGUGUGUGUGUGUGUGUGUGUGUGUGUGUGUGUGUGUGUGUAGGCCUGCAGGUUACUGUUGGACGAUUACGAGCAGGUGCGCUCUGCAGCUGUGCAGAUGGUUUGGGUCCUCAGCCAGCUGUAUCCAGAAAGGUAAGAAGAUAUUGAUGCACAAGACUUACUGUCUUCAUAGCUGCUCAGCGUUCUGCAUCACUAACAGUUCAAGUUUAAUUGCACUGAUUCGAGAAAUCAUUUCAGAGUUGCUUAGAUGAAUGUCACUUCAGGGAUGUCAGAGCAGCCAGGUUUGGACCUGUCAUGACUGAACCUUGAAUAGAAAAGUCAGAAACUCAAGUUUUGCUUGGGAGUCCAUAGAUCUGUUAAAGUUCUGUUCCUCAGCUGUUAGUUUGGCACUUGUCAUUUGGAUUAAUUUAACCGUGUCCUUGCUCGUCUUGUUUUCAAGUUUACUGUUCUGUUUGUCCAAUCAGCAUCGUGCCGAUCCCGUCAUCCAAUGAGGAGAUCCGACUGGUUGAUGAUGUGUUUGGAAAGAUCAGUCACAUGGUCAGUGAUGGUUCCUGGAUGGUUAGAGUGCAGGCUGCCAAAACUCUGGUGAGGGAGCAAGAAAACACACACAUUUAUCUUUCCACAAUCGUUUGGUUUAACUUUUGCGAGUCACAAGAGAAAUGAUAGAAAAUUGCAAAUUUCCACACAAUUAGAAAGUAACUUUUUGCACUGCUGCACAAUCACAGAUGCACAAGAAAAACUAAACUGAGUGUUAGAUGCUUGGUGUGAGUUUUGGUGGGAUCUGUUUAAUUUAAGCACAUUAUCCUGAGAGCCUCUGUCAGACUGUUGACAAUGAUGUAGUUCAAAUAAAUUAUAGCAUGCUAUUCUAUGUCAGCUCAAAUCACUUUCCCACAACAAUCUGACAAGGUCACAUUUUCCUGUGUGACCUUUUUGGAGUUGCAGAGGUCAGACCUGAAUCCUGUCAGGUUAACAGAGAUUCUACAUCAGCACAAGAUAAAACACAAAGACAGAUAUUAACCUUCAGGGCUUCUCGUUGGUUAUAUUUCUCCCGCUGUGCUAAACGGAUUUUUAAAAUACAAGCGAAGGAAGUUAAAAAAUGUCAGAGUUUUCAUUCAGACACCAGCACAAAGCUCAAAGUGAAUCUUUUCUUGUAUGACAGGGUUCGAUGCUGCAGGUCAGCCCUCAUUUUCUGGAGCAAACUUUGGAUAAGAAGCUCAUGUCUGAUCUCAGGGUAAGUCAGCUGAAAUUCGUUUUUGGUCUUUUUUUUUUUUUUUAGCAGAAUUCGAAAUCAUAAUCACGUUAUGAAGCGAACCUCAAUUUGUUCGGUUUUUUUUUUUCUGUGUCCAGAGGAAGCGUACAGCUCAUGAACGUGCAAAAGACCUGUUUGCUUCUGGAGAGUUCUCCUCUGGCAGGAAGUGGGCAGACGAUGCCCCCAAAGAGAAACUGGACACAAACACUGUCAAUCUCAUUGCCUCAGGAGCCUGUGGUGCCUUCGUUCACGGCCUAGAAGAUGAGAUGUUUGGUAAGUGAAGCAUUGGUACUUUGGUGAUCUUCAUUUCUGAGGAAAUGCAGAUGAAUGGAUAUGUUACUGAUGGGAUGUUCUAUCAUGAAGUAAAUUUUUUACAUCACUGAUGUUGUCUUCUCUUUCUAAAAUAAUUCAGAGGUCCGUAUUGCGGCGGUGGAGGCACUGUGCCAGCUCGCUCGGUCGUCUCCAAGCUUUGCAGAAAAGUGUUUAGACUUUCUGGUCGACAUGUUCAAUGAUGAGAUAGAGGAGGUGAGGCUGCAGUCCAUCCAUGUACUGAGAGAAAUAUCCACCCAUAUCACACUGAGAGAGGACCAGCUGGACACUGUGCUGGCUGUGCUGGAGGUAAACGCAUUCAUGCACAGCUUUUGUUCCUCUUAAAACAUUUCUUUUGUUCAAAAUAAAACAGCAGUCAUGAUUCAAAGCUGUUGAUCUGCAGGACUCUUCUCGUGACAUCAGAGAAGCGCUUCAUGAAUUGAUCUGUUACACCAACGUCUCCACUAAAGAGUGCAUCCAGCUGGCUCUGCUGGAGCUGCUGAAGAAUCUCAACAAGUAUCCUACCGACCGCAACUCUGUGUGGAAGUACGACUCUGUCUUUUCUUUGUCUCUGGUUUUUUAGGGUAAUAGCUCUGAGGAAAACAGAGCCUUUAACCUGCUGUUAUGUCUGAUAUCUCCAGAGACUGUCCUUCAUGUGACUGAAGACUGUUAGUUAGUAAAGGCUCAUUUAGUUUUGUUGUGUGCUAUAGUUAAAUAUUUCUUGUAACUAGACCAGGUAGGAUGACGAAAAAAUCAGCUGACAAUCAACAUCCCGUGACUCCUCUGAGGGAGACUAAACAUGUCAAGGUGAAAAAGAGGUCUUGGUACAAGAAAGAUGAACUAUAGGAAAACUCUGUGUCCUUCUCCCUCCCCACAGGUGUCUGAAGUUCCUCGGUUCACGUCACCCAACGCUGGUGCUGCCAUUGGUUCCUGAACUUCUCAGCACACACCCAUAUUUUGACACACCAGAGCCUGACAUGGACGACCCGGCCUGUAUCCUUCAUAUAUGACCGUCUCAAAAUUGAUCAGUGUCAGAGCAAACGGGCUGAACUGGAGCUGUACUUUUGAGUCCCAGUCCCUGCUUUGUUCGCAAACAGGCCCUUAUUUUACCUCUUACACUUUGAUUUAAGGUCAACCUCCUACUAUCAUUUUAAGUCGACUUAAGAGUAAGGUUGACCUCACAAUUUCAUUUAAAGUUGACCUCAUACUGUGAUUUAAAAAUGACCUCAAACUUCAAUUUAAAGUUGCUCUCAUACCAUGAUUAAAGGUUGACCAUAUACUAUGAUUUGAGGUUGACCCCAUACUUUGAUGUAAGAUUGCCCUUAUACUAUGAUUUAAGGUUGACCGUGUCCUAUGAAUUAAGGUUGACCUUGUUUUAUGCAUUAAGGCUGACCUCGUACUUUCAGCCAACUCUGUAUCAGAAUAACAGUGCAGCUUUACUUAGCUGUCGUGGUAGUAAACUUUUCAGAGGCAUGGUGACUCAUCUGUUUGAUGUCUGCUGUUCUGGGCGUUUUCUUGACUCAGCUGCUUCAUCUAAGACAUUGCAGUGCUGGUGUUAGUCUUCAACGCUGCUAAGUCGUGCCCCACCAUGCCUGCCCUGUUCUCCGAUCACACCUUCAGACACUACGCCUACCUGAGGGACAGUCUGUCGCACCUUGUCCCACCAUUAAGAGUAAGAACUGAAACUCUAUAGAUUUUACAAUACGCUCAGUAUCAACAGCACCAAGAAGUUUCACUGCAUGGGCACAGCUUUGAUCAAUAACCCAAUUGUGGCCACAGAUGAUGACGAUCAAACAAGUGAUAAUAGGUGUGGAGUUACUGUGCUUGGAUACAUACUUUCACACCCCCAAUUAGACGUUUCCAAACUCAAAAGAAAACUCACUAUUUCUCCUCUCCUCCAGCUGCCAGGCAGCGGUCUGGACUUGGUGGACUCCAGUUGUGGUUCAGGUUCUGUGGAGUCUGCUCAGGUCUUCCUUCAGCAGAGUCUAAAUAGGGUCAACACGAUCCAGAACCUAGAUGCUCCUGGAGCUCAGGACCUACUGGACUUCACUAUAAGGUACACACACACACACACACACACAACCCUAAAUAGUAGUGAUUUAAAUCAAUCAGUGACCACAUGGAUAAUUGUAUUUCUGACAUCUUCAAAGUCUGCUGAUGGGAUUUGUACUUUGGUGGAUCAAUUCUCAGUGGAGAGGUUUCUGGUGUAUGACAGUUAUCAUCACAUCAGCAGAGAGACUUCAGUGAAAACAAAAAAAUUCAAGGUUGUUUAAUGAUCUGGAAAAUGUUUCCUUCUUGUUUGCAAAUAUGAUUUUUCGAUGGUCUGGAGGUCUUCUUUUUUCUUCUUGUCUGUCAGAGACCUGCGGCGGCUUGGGGAGCUGCAGACAGAGCUGGCUGGAGCUGCUGAUUUCUGUGCAACAUACCUGCGCUGCCAGCUGCUGCUCAUGAAGGUGAGGUUAGGAUGACUAUGAUAGAGAGCUGCACCAUGAACAACACAUUCCUCCACCUCAUUGUGAGCAUUUUCAGGAAACACAGCUCCUAAAGAUUCAGCUUUUGGCAGUAAAUUAGGAAAUGAGUUCAUGUUUAUCGUCUGUAAAUUCUUACUCUCUAUAGUACCCAGUAGAUAGUGGCCGGAGUAUUACAGGUGGGCUUUCACACCAUUUUGCCACCGCCACAGGAAGCUUUAGUGAGCUGUCAGCUAACCUCGGAUAGGUUGGUGAUCAUUUAGUGAUUAAAAACAUGCAUUUUUCAUUCUGAGGCAUCAGACUGCUGUUUAUAAUGAAAAUUGUGAGUUGAUUCUCUUUAUUUUAUUAUACCACGACGUUUGUGGCAGCUUUUGUUUAAAUCAUGUAUGCUCGUUAUCUGAUGUUCUGUUUUGCAGGAAAAUAGACUCAAAGACACAGGUUUAGAAAAAUACAGUUGUUACUAAAGUCCUCUGGUUAGCACAGGAAUGAUAACAAAUGCAUGAGUAACUUUAAGAAGCAAGAGUGGUGGUGUAAAAAUUCAAGACCGGGGUGCUUUCCUUCUGCAGGCUCUGCAGGACAGACUGUGGAGCAUGGCUGUCCCUCUCUGCCUCAAACAAAACGUCACGGCUACAGCAGCUGCUCAGCAGGUCAAAACACACACACACACACACUGUGUCAGUUUAGCUUUUCUUUGGAGAUCAUUCAGGUUGACUUGAGUCCACGUCUUCUUUUGUUUGUAGAUCUUAGAAGAAACCUAUAAGCUGGAGUUUCUGUACAGCGGCUUAGAAAGCAGACAAGUGGCGACCAUCCACCAUGUUCGACUUCAGGCUAAAGCUCUGCAGCUGGUCCUGACAGCUCGCACCAGACAGGGGUUCGUGCCUGCACACACACACACAGAUGCUUGAUAUGUCUGUAGGACAUCAUUUGGGCCUCAGCUUUAUCAAGUUAUUCAUCUCUUUAGGCUGGAUCUCCUCAUGAGCAGCUGUGAGAAGUUUCUGCAGGAUAUUGAGUCCUUUCAGAGGUGAGAUCUUUCACUGAUGUGUGUUUCUAUGUAAGGAACUCUAGUCCAACCUCUGUGAAUGUCCUUGGGCUGAAGGACUUGAUAUUUCUUCAUGUUCUCUGUGACCCUCAGGCUGUUUCAGGCAGAGCUGCCUCACCUCCAGGACAGUUUUGUAGAUAAACUCUUGGAGCUCAUGCCACGCCUGUCAUCCUGUAAACCUGUGGAGAUGGUGAAGAUCCUCCAGACAACUCUGAGACAGAGCGGCCUGUUGCACCUCAGACUGCCUGAACAGGUAGGGAGCAGGUUUCAACAUGAGGGUGAGCUGACCACUGAGAUAAGGCAGCAUGCAUUAAGCUCAUGACAUGACAGUUCAAAUACAGAUGUCAAUGUGUAGUUUGUUAAUUCACAGAUCCAUCGAGCAACGGCCACCAUCAUCGAGCCAACAGGGGAGUCUGACAACCCACUCAGGUUCACGUCUGGCCUGGUGGUAGCACUGGACAUCGAUGCAACUCUGGAGUACGUCCAGGACCCUCAGAACACCGUGAAAGUUCAGGUCUGUGAGAUCUACAACUAGAGCAGUGCAAACUUGGACCAACUUAGCUGUCAGUAAAUGAGGUAGUGACAGUCAUGUCCCCAAACUGAAGGUUUUGAAAUCUUUAAAGUCUGAUUCCUUCACUUCGUUCAGGGCUUCUUUAAAUCCCAAGUAGAGGAUCUAAAGAGUUUUAUCAUUGCAGGUUUUGUAUCCAGACGGCCAGGGUCAUGUGAUCCAUCCUAAACCCGGAGACUUCAGAAAACCGGGACCUUACAGACACAGACUCAUCACGCAGGUCUACCUCUCACACACAGCAUGGACAGGUGGGUCAAACACAAUCCCACCUUUGUUUUCAAGGCUUUUUCAUCUUCCGGUUAUUCAUUAAAUCCAAGAGAAACCAAGAUUGAACCUUUGAGUAUAUCCUCAGCUUAGUAUUUUCCUUCAUUUGACCGUUUCUCCCUCUUUGUUCCUCCAUCAGAGCCAUCACAGGUUGAGGUGCGCCUCCUCCUUGCUUACAGCUCCUCCUCAGCCUCCCUCUCCUCUCAGUCUUUGGCCUCUAAACUGGGAUGGAGUGACAGCACUGACAGCCCCUCGCCACCAGAGGCCGCCGUAGAGGGAACAAUCCCGUUUAGCAAGUCCGUUAAAGUCUUCAUCAUGCCCAAACCGACACGGCGCUGAUAACAAAGUUUCAACAAAGCUUUUCUUUUGACCGGACUGAACCAAGACGCUCGUGACCAUGUGAGGUUCAUGAGCGCUAACUGUGCUGAUGUGUUUUUACUUCACACACUUUGAUCUAUGAAUUCAGGAGUGGUCAGAAAGGUGAAAGCAUUCUUCUUCCUAUUUUCUGGUCAGGUUGUAAGAAACACGAGUCCCCUUUCUCUUGUUCAUAAAGUAUUUCUACAUUUGCUUCUUAUACAGAUAAACCCGUGUGAUUCAGACAUGUUCUCUGAUUUUAUUUUAUAGCAAACAAGCACAAGUACAUUUUCCCUCAUGACAAACAAGGCACAGUCAUCAACUUGAAUGAAAACACGAUCAAAUCUGUACAUUUAAGAUGACGCCUUCAAAGGUCAGUUUAUUCUCCAUUUGAAGGGAUGGCCUCUACAAGCUGUGCACAUUACCUUUAAAGUGUUGGUUUUCUCUGACUGAUGUCACUGAUUCAUAGACUUACCGUACUUACCAUAUUUUUUACCUCGCUAAAGCAUUCAAUGUCUCAGAUUCAGGAAUUGACCUUCUGUAUUGGUUUUCUCUAACUGAGCCAGAUCUAGUGUAGUGGGUGGAGAUCAGUCUGUCAUGCAGCCUACUCCAUCUUCUGCCAAUCAUGCAGCCGGUGCAGCAACCUGAGGGCAACCUCAUCAGCAAGUGGAGUGGAAGACCCCGCCCACCUUUGCACCCUGGCCAGCCAGUUUGUUGUACUCAGCGACAGCCCUCUCCGUCUGCAGGACUCUGACAUCAACACCUUUCUGCUUCACAAAGUCCACAGUGGUCGAGGGGACCUGACAGAAAGAUGAGAGCACAAACAAAAGCACGUGGGGGUGGGGACUUUUCUACUGUACUUGACUCACAGGGAUUUCUCAAAGCUGUGAAGUCUGAAUAAAAGCACAGCUUUAGAGAUGUCUUACCUGCAGAGCUUCACUCAUGCCUCUGCCAAUAACCAGCAGGUCCACUCCCUUCUUCAGCACCUCCUCCAGGUCAGCAGGUUGGACCCCUGGGUAAUGCUGAGUGGAAAAAUUAUAAAACUGUGUGAGCACAUGCAUCAAUGUUUGAGUUGUAGUUUUUCCGUAAUGUUCUGGGUGCUUGGGUUCCAGUUUCGCUCACAUCAGUCCCAGUCUCUCUCCAGUCCCAGGCCCUGCUGCCUCCGGGCCAAACCUUACAGUCCUUGUAGUUGGUGGAGCAUCCCUUCACCUUCAUGUGUCCCCAGGAGAGAGAGGCGAUUUCUGGAGAGGUCAUGUUUAAGGAUUCACCUGCUGAAUGAGAAGAAGAGACACAGGCAGGAGACAGUGACAGUGUGAAUAGACAGAGAUGAGAGUCAUUAGUUUUCACAAUUCUGCAGUGUCUGAUUUUACAAAUUCAAAAGGUGUUUACAAAUUAAAAGCCCAGCUUCUUUAUCCGUAGUUCACUCUGGACUUUGUCAGUCAAAGAACAUGAUUCGUAUGCAGUGAGAGAUCCCUGCUCUUCCUCUUACACACGUAGGAUACCAGAGUUUGGGCCGAGGAGAGCAGCAGCAAAGACCCUCCAGGGUCCAGAACAGAGCAGCAAUGAUUGUCAGUUUAAAUGAGACUGGUAAAAUCAGACAGCAUUAUUAAAGAGAAGGGCUGGGGUGGAAGCAGGAGAAGAAGGCAGGCUGGGUACCUGCUUUUUAAUUUGCCUGUUUGAUGCAAAUAAGACAUAACCGUCAGCUGGAUUAGGAUCAGCUAAUGUACAGUUGACAGAGCUUGACGUUGUAGUGUUUUGUGUUGACAUCAACCUCAGAAGCAUCACGACUGUGUGUAAUUGCUAAAAACCAGAUCAUUGGCCCCAGAUUAAAAUAUAAACAUCUCAGCAAAGUUUUUUUAAAACAUCAGCAAAUAACGAAAAACCAUAACAUUCGUGUUGCUGUUUUUUUCAUCAGUGAAAAAUGACUGACUCAUUUUUCUUGACCCCUUUUCCAAAAUAUUAACUAUGAUGAAUCAACUUUCAGGCCAAUGACAGAAGCAGAAUUACUCACAGUUCACUUCUUACUUGAAGUUUAAAAAAAAUAUAAAUAUUAACAAUAUUAAAUAUUAUUAUUAAAUAUGAUGAAUCAACUUUCAGGCCAAUGACAGAGGCAGAAUUACUCACAGUUCACUUUUUACUUGAAAUUGAAAAAAGGGUCAAUAUUCACAAUAGUUAUACUUUUUCAUAAGCCAGUUCCAACCUAAACAAUUCCUCUAAAAAAAACAAAACCGGUUUUAUCAUUCGGCUCAGUCCUUCAUAAGAAAAGGGUGGGAAACAAAAACUCAUUUCUGAACUACAUGUUCAAGCAGCAGAGAAAUCUGACCAAACCUCCCACUGCCAGCUCUGCUGUUAUUCAUAGGAGCAGACUGGAGCUAUUUUUGGAAUGAUAACAGGCUCGCUUAUGCUCCCAAUCAGAACCAUAAAAACAGGAUCAGAAUCUGCUGUACAUUAUAUUAUCCCUCUCAGGUAAAGUGAAAACCAGAUGUUUGCAAUGUUGUCUCUCGAAGUCCCUCAAAGUGGUAGAAAUCCAGAAGCAAAGGACUGGGACACACACCCCUUACUGUCUUCCUCCUCCUCCUCCCAGAGCUGAAGACCACUCAGAACAACAUUCAGAUUUACACAGAACUAAAGACAACUCAGAGUAGACCAACAUUCAGGUCUUUGUUCUGCAGAUGUGAAUCCAAAUCAAAGCAGACACUUGUGAACAUACAGUAUGUUCAGGUUUGAAGACUCAUCAUCACAAAAAUAUCAGAUCAGUUAGCAUCAUUUCAGGCCGCAGCUCCUAGAACCACAGUAAAUAAAGUUUAAUCAUGAUCACUGGGACAUUAUGCCUAAAUCAAAGUCUAGAAAUGAUCAAAGCAAGAGAUUAUAUCUGCAAUGUUUCCUAAAGGUAGCUCGUCCCUUAUGUAAUGUCUCGGUGUCAGGCCAUGUCUCUUUAAAAUUUUAUUUUAAAUUCUCACACUGUGUGCGGUUGUGUGUGUGUGUUUGUGAGGGUGGGUGGAUGUCUCUGCGUGCAUGUGGGUCCAUGGGUGUGUGGAAAGGUUGGGUUUUUGUCUUUAUUGUUGUUUUUAGCCUCUGUGAGGCACUUUGAAUUGCAUCUCCUUUUGUAUGAAAAGUGCCAUAUUAAUAAAGUUUAAUUGAAUUGAAUUGUAUGAUCUUUUUUCCGACUUAAACAGACCAUAACAGUUAAAAAGCCAUUUUACUUAUUUUAAACUAAGCUUACCACCUCAUCCAUACAGAGUUUUGCAUGUAUUCAUCAUUUGUUUCUUACCAGACGGAAAAAAAACAGUAUUGUUCUAGUGGUGUGCCGAGGCUUCGAAGCGUGUGACGAGUAAUGAAGGGGGCGUUGGUGGAGCAAAAAAUUGAUCACGUAGCCUCGCUACCCGGCUGUACCACGUGACUGAUUUAAGAAAUGGUUCGCGAGUUUGGCGGAUGAUUUGACAGGCAGCGAAACAGAUGCUGUGUCCGAAUUGCCCGCUCGCACACUACAUGCUACUGCUACAUACUACUGCUAGAUCCUACUCCUACAUACUAAACACGUUGGCCCAAUUCGGACACACUAGACGAGCGUUGGGGAAAGACGACCCCCGCAGGCAGAGAGUAGGUACUGCGCCCGUGCAGACAGUUUUAGACUCUGAAUGGUAAUUGUGCAAGUGAUGGAUGCUGCUGUAUUAUAUUCCUGCACUGCUUUAGAAAUUCACAAAGUAGCUUUUCCAUUACUUUUAGCCUUCAUUCACUCACGUGGUGAUCGUUUGUUCAAUGAGAUCUGCCUGAUUACUGCAGCUGUGCAGUUUAAUGAUGGAAUAAGUGAGCGUUACCUCCAUGAUGUCGCCACAUAUUUGCUCAUAAAAUGAUUACUUGGGCAAAUAUGACACCAUGACAUGACAAAGAGAUACAACCGCACAUUUUUUAGGACAGUGUGUGAAGUCACAUUAAAAUUACAUCUGUACUGCUGCGGUCCCGCCUGCUGCUGCUGCUGCUGCUGCUCCGACAUGGUGCGCGCUGCUGUGGCCAGCCGGCGUUCACGACACAUUUAAAUAGGCAGCAGCUGGUGGCUCUAGCAUCACAUGCGCUUCUACAACUUUUAAGAGGACGAAGAACAAGCCCGCGGUUAUCUCACAUGUUGUCUCAUAAUUUUUUAUGAGCAUCCUCGGUAUAACAUAAUUUAUCAAGGAAACAUAGUAUCAGUCAAAAAUACGAGGCGCAAAGGAUGAAAAAUGAGGGCUUGCUCUUUUUCUUAUUUCUCUGCAGGAUCAAGGAUGCCGUUGACAGUGGAGGAAUUGGUGCUGUCUUUUCUAAGACACAGAUCAAGGUUGCUUUUGAAUGCACUAUCAGUUGUUAAAGCCACCGUUUCUUUUACAGAUGAUUACAUUUUUGUCUCUUGCUCUUUGGUUCCAGACAUUACACGAUGAUCUGCUCUCUGGAAACAUCCGCUCCAACAGGAUGUUUCUUUGGAGGAAACCCGCCACCUCACUCCGGCUCAAGCAGCAUCUAAAGAUAAGGAAAGUAUUUUUACUCUCAGAGGUGUUACAUUUGAAAGCUGUUUACUUUCUGUGUUUUUCUUCAAUAGAUCUUCGAGCUCCUGCGGUUUAUUGAGGAGGCAACAACCAUAUCCGACAACAUCAAGAGAGGUGACAUUCACUUGCUUGAUUUUGUCUUUGAUGUCAUGCUCCCAGAGGUGAGUAGAUCAAACUAUAUAGCUUGCUUUGAAAAUUGAUUAUAUUGUUAAGAGGUUGUUUUUAUUCAUUUGGAAAGCUCAAGAACAACAAUCAACCCAUACUGCAUAACUUCAAUUGUUCACAUUAUUUGACUGUUUUUCAGCUUUUGAUCAAAGCACUUCAAGAGCAUGGCAUCACCCGACUCAGAGCGGAGCAGAUGAUGGCCUGUGGCAGUAUAUUUUAAGCCCCCCACCACACCGACGGCAACGCUCUAAAUUAUGGGACGUGGAAGCCUGUAUAUACGAUUAUAUUUUUUUAAUGUGUUUACAAUUUAUUGUUUGGGAAAUAUUAAAGAAAUCUUUGAGGCAGUUGUAUGACAAUUUCCCAUUUCUUUACACAGUCAGUAAUGAUAUCGCAAUUCAAUAGUUUUUCCUUAAUGGCUCUUCUGAACCUUGAACAGAUCAUGUGUCUUGUGUCUCUACAAUUAUUGUAUACUUGGAUUUUGCACAGUCAAGCAAUCCUGAAGAGGCUCACCAGGAAGCACACCAUGUCAUAAAUUAUGUUUGCUGUAUAAUUAUGUUGGGUCUAAAACCUGCAACAAAUGACUGAAAACAUAUAAAGAAGAGAAAGACAAUGGUUUCUUACUCGAGGAGAAUGGACAGAGAUAGUUGCAAUCUCAAAACCAUUCUGAAGGUAUUUCCGCCCAGUCUCUUUAUUUAGGGUUGUCCCUGGUUACACAAUGUUACUAAAGGAUGGGGGAAAAAUAUGUGCAGCAACGUAAGCACUCUCAUAAAACAUAAUUAUGAGCAACAGAAAAUAUGUGAGGGUCAAGGCAACAUUGUGACAUUAAACGAGCUCCUUCUGAUAGGAGCGGAUCCUUCUCAUUACUUCCCACGAUUCACAGUGGAGGAUACAUCACACACACACACCUGCUAAUAGGAGAAACAAGGUCAUAGAGAAGUUAAGAAACAUUCAUGUGCUGUUUAAUAAAGCUAUUGGAGAGAGAAGUUAGAAAACACUCUUAUAUGAUGUGUAACAAGAGGUUAAAACAGUCCAUACUUGUAGCAAACUCUCACAUAAGAAUUUGAGUAAGAUGAUAACUUCUAUAUACAAUUAUACACAUUAUUCUGACAAAUUAUCAGAAUAUGAGGACAUCAGUCUAUAUAUUUAUAUUACUGUAAACUUCAGAAUUAAAUCAGAACAAAACAGUAGUCAUAAAUAAUACAUAAAGGUUUUAUUAUGGUUUUUAGCUCAAUAAUAAAUUCAAUUCGAUUCUUACGGAAUGAACGGAGCGAAAAAAAAAAAAGCUUCCGGCGACUAAAUCCGACUACCGAAAGUCCCUUCUAACGAAAAAAAAUCGAUCAUUGGAAUAACCUUCCCACAUGUUGUUUGUUUUUUAGCUGGACGAAUUAAUUCCGUUAGAAACGUACAGCAUGGAUGUGACCAAAAAACAAACUUUUGGCAAAAUAUUUCGGCGUCGGAAGUCCGCCAACGAGAAAGCCCUUCCGCCUGAAUUAUUUCGCCGAAAGUAAUUCUGAGUGAGUAUUGUGGAAGUUCAUCUUCUGGGUCCGCCAUCUUGGGCUGCAGUUGGGUCCCUCUCGAAUUAACAAGAAUUAUAUCUCAGAAUUAACUAAAACAUUUUCGGGGGAAAAAAAAGUUCUUUUUUUAUAUAGUUAACAAAAAUAAUCAUGUUAGAUUUAAAAGAAGAACUUCAAUUUGUAAAAGAAAACAUUCUUCCCAGUUUUUCUGUGUUCAAAGAUUGGUGUCUUAGCUUUAAAGGAAUAUUCAGAAUAAAAAUAAUAUCCCUUUUUCUCUAAAAUAAUUACAUAAAGCAGCCUUUUUUGUUUUUAUGAUCUGGAUAUAGCACACACCAUGUAAAAUUUCAGCACAUGGGUGUCUAAAUUCAGGUGAAAACUGCAAACAUAGCAAGGGACAAAAUAAAAUGUCAAGAAAAUCUUCAAAGAAACAAGAGAUAUUUAGGAUUGAUACCACUGAAACACAGAGGAAAACUAAAUGAUCAUAAAGAUUUAUUUUCAGUUCUUUAAAAAAAAUAAUCAAACAAUUCAUUUCCAAUUCACUGUAGUGUGUGAUCAGCACAGCUGAUUUGUUACACUAGAUAAAACUAUUUUACGACUGUGUACAUUAUUUUUUUAUUAAGAUACAAUAUUUCAGCACACCUUUUCAAUAGCAUUUUAUUCAUGGUCCAGGUGAUACAUCUGUCCGUACAGAAAGGCGGUCACCAGUCCAGCAGUCAUGUCUGAGUGUUUUAAAGUCACUCUUCCAUCUGCAGAUUUGUCAAAAUGCUUUACUUCCUCUAUAACCAUUUGACUCGCCAAAACUGAUGGGUACACAUAUCUGGUUCCAAACUUCCCCUCCAUCACAAAGUCCAUUUUGGUCUCAGCUUUUUCUACUCCCUGUCCACAGGAGCUUGGGUCCGACCCUGCACAACGGACGAGUGCACACACCUGCAGAAGGAAGGAUACAGGUGAGACAUGUUGUAAAGGACAGUGUCUAUAUCCAUAAACCCUUUAGUUCAUACCUGCAGGGAUAGGUCUCCAUCCAAAGUGUGCAGCCCAGCAAACGCACCAAAUGCAUACAGCUCCUCACUGUCACCCUGUGAAAUUCGCUUGUACUGCAGGUGACAGCAAAAGGAGCCAUUGCACACCUUCACCCUACCCUCUUUUUCAUUUAGGAGGACAAAUGUGAACGGGUCACCAAUCAUGAAUGAUGUGAAUGUGGCUGAUGAUGAAGGGACUGAAGAUGCAUCAGAGUAGCUCUCACUGUGACAGAAUCCAGAGUCUGUAACAGGGGAUGAAGUGGACUCAGACUCCAAUUUCUCCUCCUCUGUGGCCACCCUCUGCCCCGACCACUCUGGGUCUAAGACCAGCACCCUGGCCACCAGCAGCUUGCCCUCCUCUGGGUCUCCCCUCUUUGAGUGAUGGUAGAUGGAUGAAAAAGGUGUGUAGAUACCACUCCCAGCCAUGUUCUUAUUAUCAUGGGGGAGGUUGGCUGCUAGCAGGGUGAUAUUGGUGCUUCGGCUUAAUGAUUGAUGGUACUGGACAGAGUCAAGCAGGGGGAGAGUGUUAAACCAAGCUGUAGGGAAGAUCAGCUGACGAACAUCCUAAAAGGAGUGGGAAGAGAGUCUACUUUUAAAAAAGAGAUCCGACACAGGGACAUAAAGCUAAAUACACAAUUGUGAGUGGUUUUACCUUUUCCACUAGUGCUAUAGUGGGCUUGUAAAAUAGGACGUCAAAGCAUAUCAGCAGGCCAAAUUUUCCAGCAAAAGGAGUAUCAAAUGUGAUGAUCUCAGGCUGUGGUGGAGUGUCAAAGGACUCCUCAUGGAAAAGGUUGUAUUUAUGGUAGCGUGCCACCAGCAGGCCAUCAGACCUAGAAGAUAAUGAAAUUAAGAAUUCAUGUGUUGAUGCAUUUGCUGGAGUUUAGCCAGAUGUCUCUAUUUUAAGAUCUCAACUUCACCUAAAGGCAAUAUUGGUGUUGAACUGCCAGCGUCCAUCAGAUGGACAGGAGGAGGUGGGCUCUGUUGACAGGGGGCAGGGCUGCCGGUCAGGCAUAUUAGCUACAAUGUAGAUGUUAUUCCGACAAGCCAUACAGCUCAACCGCUGGAGAACCUGUGAAACAACCAUUCUGAAAUGUAAUUCAUAAUAACAGACCAGUGUUGGCUGCUCGUGGGUAUCUUUAAAUCAAGAUAGACAUCAAACAUGAGUGUAUAUCUGUGCACCUCAGUGUUUCUCCGGCUCUGUGCAGGGGUUCCAGCUCUCCUGCUGGGGGUCAGGAAUUGUUUCAAGAUAACCUACAAUGGAUGUGUGGGUGAAGUUAAACCCAUGUAGACCAUCUUCUGGAAACACCAGGAUCUGGGCACCCUGAUAAAGACAAGAGAAGACAGGACUGAAUAAACAUGCCAGGAUUCUGAAUGCACAGUCAUUUGCUGUCAUAUAAGGUAUGACCCUUUUAUUGAAUAAUACACUUACUGGUUACGCAAUAGAAAAAACCUCGCAUAUGGUGGCUCAUUGAUUUUUAAUAGAGCAAUAAGUAACCCUUUUUAUAAGUCGCUACUAAGCAUUUAUAACUUUCCAAUGAAUCAUACCUGCUGAGCGGCUUGUGCAGCCUGCACUUCGUAGAUAUCCAAGUUUUUCUGCAUGUGUUGAAGGACAGCCCGCCGCGACACCGGGACACGAGGGUCUGGGUUGGUGAUUAAAUUGUGCUCAUACACAGCAGCGAUGUAUGAGGACUCCAUUGUCAAAUAGAUACCGACUAUGAAACUGAAUAGUUUCAUGGCGUCACACGACAGAGACAGAAAUGAAGUCAAUAAGAUCAGCUCGGUCUAUUAUAGCUCUUGAGGGGUCAGGAGUCCAACUCGAGUCUACAGUAAUGAGGGGUGAGUCAGCUAUUUUUGUUUUUUUCCUUUUGUUUGUUUAUUUUUUACUUUUUUGGAUUGUUUGUAGAGUCACUUGGGAAACCCAUUUUGCGAAAUGUUGACUGAACAAAUAUACGGACAAUUAUAGUUGUAACUUCUACAUACACCGUGCACAUGGAGAAAAAGGUUGUAGUUUUAACAACCUCAGCAGCUUACUGGGCCAAUUUCAGAUUACCUUAAAGCACCUGUGUACAAUCACCUGUGUAUCCCAGUGGCCUUCGAGCUGGACCAGCUGCUCCAAUCAGAAAAAACAAUUGACUUAACUCUAUGUGUUUAAGAUAACUCUCUGGUAGACCGAGGGAUGCUGAGGAACUUUGAACCAUUUCUCCUCUGUUUUUGUCUCUAUCUUAUGGCUUUUUCGCAGGGGUCAUGGUCUGCUCCAGGUUUUCUGCCUUCUUAGUGAGAAGGUUUCUUCUGUGCCACUCUAACUUUCUAAAUGCUGAAAGGUGCUCUGCUUAUGGUACAUUAAGAUAAGACUGAGACUUAUGAUAUAAGAUUAGAAUGAAUCUUAUCCUACAGUGAUGUUGGCAUGACAUAGAACUGAUUUAUAACUCCACUUGCAUACAGAUUAGUGAAAUAGGAUGUCAGCUGCAUAAAAAUAACAUUUAAUUCAGUCAAGUAAUAUGAAGAUUUUACAUAAAUUUCCCACUUUACUCUUAUUUUUCUAAAUUAUAAUUGUGCAGUUACUUAGAAAGUGAUUUACUAAACAAUUUUGUAUCAGCACACCUAUUCCAGCUAGCAACAAACCUCCAAAAUAGGCAAUAAAAUGUACAGAGACCAGGCUGUGAACCAAUUCCAGUGAAAAACAGCCUGAGGGAAAACCAGGAAAACUCAGCAGGAUUGAUAAUUUUCAGCUCGGAUAUAAGAAUCCAUCACUGCUUUUAUCAACAUUCAGUCAGAUCAGCAUGAAUAAAACCAUGAAAUCCGGCGGCAUCCCUAAAAAGACUUUUUUUUUCCUUCACACAAUACUGUUAAUAAAUCAAACACAAUUAAAAGGUCUUUCUUUUUUUCUUUCUUUUUAUGUUUUGGCUGAGUGGCAGAAGACACAGGAUCAGGAUCAUUCAUGUAACUCAGAAAUAGCUCUGAUCAAAAUCAAAUCAAAUCAAAUUUUAUUUAUAUAGCGCCAAUUCACAACAGUCGUCAUCUCAAGACGCUUUUCAAGGAACAAGAGCAGGUCUAGACCACGCUCAUUGUUUGAUGAUCAAGAACCAACCUAAGAUGGGUUUUGGCCCAUCUCAACUAACAUGAGUAGCAGUGGCAAGGAAAAACUUCCUUUUAACAGGCAGAAACCUUGGGCAGGACCAGCCUCAUGCUAGACAGCCACCAUGCCGCUGCUGGGUUGGGGGGGCAUGUGGAGAGAAGAGGGUAGAGGGGAGAGGCCAGGGGGAGAGAGAGAGAGAACAAGAUAAGGGAAGGCGAGAGAGAAUGAGUAAGGAGAGGGAGGGGGAGGGAGAGAGAGACAGGGGGCAGCAGAAACAACAGCAACAACAACAACAGCUCAUGUAAUGGUGAAACAAAAAAGAGUUCAGUUUACAGGGUUAGGAUAUGAGUGAUUAUGGACAAUGUUAAAUUAAUUGAGUGUGAUUACAGUUAGCAGGCCUAAUCGUGGUCAGUUCUAGUUUAUAUUAUUAAUGUCAGUAAUGUCAGUGAGGCUGAUGUUCAUCUCUGCAGUAACAGUCCAGAGGAAUCCAAGAGAAGAAGGAGCUCAGGGCCUGAGGUGGACAAUCAUAGACAGUAGUCAACUCUAGUUUUAUGUUAUUAAUGUCAGUGAGGCUGAUGUUCAUGUCUGCAGUAACAGUAACAGUAACAGUCUAGAGGAAUCCAAGAGAAGAAGCUCAGGGCUUGAGGUGGACAAUCAUAGAUGAUGCGGCUAACAGUCCAGAGGAAUCCAAGAGAAGAAGGAGCUCAGGGCCUGAGGCGGACAAUCGUACAUGAUGCGGCUAGAGUCAGGCAAGUCUGCAGCAGGAGCAACCAAGGGGCAGGGGGUGUCUGCAGCAACGGUCCAGAGGAGCCAAAGAGAUGGGGGAGCUAAGGGCCCAGGGUGGACAAUCAGGGAUAAUGCAGCUGGGGUCAGGCAAUUCCGCAGCACACCAUCUGCAGCAUUAGUCCAGUGGCAGCUAAGAGACUCAGAGACACUCAGAGAGACAGAAAACUGGUUAGUGACUUACACUCACCGGCCACUUUAUUAGGUACACCUGUCCAACUGCUCGUUAACACUUAAUUUCUAAUCAGCCAAUCACAUGGCGGCAACUUAGUGCAUUUAGGCAUGUAGACAUGGUCAAGACAAUCUCCUGCAGUACAAACCGAGCAUCAGUAUGGGGAAGAAAGGUGAUUUGAGUGACUUUGAACGUGGCAUGGUUGUUGGUGCCAGAAGGGCUGGUCUGAGUAUUUCAGAAACUGCUGAUCUACUGGGAUUUUCACGCACAACCAUCUCUAGGGUUUACAGAGAAUGGUCCGAAAAAGAAAAAAUAUCCAGUGAGCGGCAGUUCUGUGGGCGGAAAUGCCUUGUUGAUGCCAGAGGUCAGAGGAGAAUGGCCAGGCUGGUUCAAGCUGAUAGAAAGGCAACAGUGACUCAAAUAACCACCCGUUACAACCAAGGUAGGCAGAAGAGCAUCUCUGAACGCACAGUACGUCGAACUUUGAGGCAGAUGGGCUACAGCAGCAGAGGACCACGCCGGGUGCCACUCCUUUCAGCUAAGAACAGGAAACUGAGGCUACAAUUUGCACAAGCUCAUCGAAAUUGGACAAUAGAAGAUUGGAAAAACGUUGCCUGGUCUGAUGAGUCUCGAUUUCUGCUGCGACAUUCGGAUGGUAGGGUCAGAAUUUGGCGUCAACAACAUGAAAGCAUGGAUCCAUCCUGCCUUGUAUCAACGGUUCAGGCUGGUGGUGGUGGUGUCAUGGUGUGGGGAAUAUUUUCUUGGCACUCUUUGGGCCCCUUGGUACCAAUUGAGCAUCGUUGCAACGCCACAGCCUACCUGAGUAUUGUUGCUGACCAUGUCCAUCCCUUUAUGACCACAAUGUACCCAACUUCUGAUGGCUACUUUCAGCAGGAUAAUGCACCAUGUCAUAAAGCUGGAAUCAUCUCAGACUGGUUUCUUGAACAUGAUAAUGAGUUUACUGUACUCAAAUGGCCUCCACAGUCACCAGAUCUCAAUCCAAUAGAGCAUCUUUGGGAUGUGGUGGAACGGGAGAUUCGCAUCAUGGAUGUGCAGCCGACAAAUCUGCGGCAACUGUGUGAUGCCAUCAUGUCAAUAUGGACCAAGCUCUCUGAGGAAUGCUUCCAGCACCUUGUUGAAUCUAUGCCACGAAGAAUUGAGGCAGUUCUGAAGGCAAAAGGGGGUCCAACCCGUUACUAGCAUGGUGUACCUAAUAAAGUGGCCGGUGAGUGUAUAUGGGACAUAAAGAUCUAAAGAAGAGAUAGAGACAGACUCUAGCUCAGUGUGCCAGAUAGCCCCGGCUAAAAACAAUGAUUAUGAGGGCAAAGUUGCUUCAUUUUUUAUCUUCCCUUCUUCUUUUCUUUUUUCCCUCUUCUUUUUAUCUUUCUUUUAAACAUUUAUUUCUUCUUUCUUCCUCCCUUAAUCCAUGUUUGAAUUGUUUUUAUUAUCACGAGUAGUGCCUGAUACUUCUGCCAAAGCAGUUUACCAAACAAUUAAUUACCUGUCUAUCACAAAAUGUUUAACUAGGAUGAAGACAUCUAGUUUACAGUAUUUGAUAGGUAAAAUUGAUCAUAUUUUUUUUUCUUUCUGUCCUUCUUUCUUCCAGUUCUUUUCUUUCUUUGGUUAUAAAUAAUUUUGUAGUUUGGCCAGUAAAGGUGUUGAAUAAUCAGCAGAAAAGAAAGGAUUCAUACCUUCUGAUUACUAACACAACUCAAAAGUAGCUUGCGUAAAAAUGAUUAUAAGUGUUUAGGGUUUUUUUACGCCCUACCUUCCAGCCAUCUGUCCUCCCUUCCUUCUUUUAUUCUCUCUUUCUCUCUUUCUUUUAUUCUCUCUUUCUUUCUUUCAUUCUCUCUUUCUUUUAUUCUCUCUUUCUUUCUUUCUUUCUCUAUUUCUUUCUUUCUCUAUUUCUUUUUUUCUUUUUUCUUUCUUGCUUUCUUUCUUUCAUUCUCUCUUUCUUUCUUUCUUUCUUCUAUUUUCUCUUUCUUUUUGUCUUUUUUUCUUUCAUUCUCUCUUUCUUUCUUUCUUCUAUUCUCUCUUUCUUUUUGUCUUUCUUUCUUUUAUUCUCUCUUUCUUUCGUUCUUGUAUUCUCUCUUUCUUUCUUUCUUUCUUUUAUUCUCUAUCCUUCUUUCUUUCUUUCUUUUAUUCUCUUUCUUUUAUUCUUUCUUUCUUUCUUUUAUUCUCUUUCUUUUAUGCUCUCUUUCUUUGAUUCUCACUUUCUUUGUUUCUUUUAUUCUCUCUUUCUUUUUUCUUUCUUUCUUUCAUUCUCUCUUUCUUUCUUUGUUUCUUUUAUUCUCUCUUUUUUUUCUUUCUUUCUUUUAUUCUCUCUUUCUUUCUUUGUUUUAUUCUUUUUUUUCUUUUGUUCUUUUAUUCUCUUUCUUUCUUUCUUUUAUUCUCUCUUCCUUUCUUUCUUUCAUUCUCUCUUUCUUCCUUUCUUUUAUUCUCUCUCUUUUUCUUUCUUUCUUUCAUUCUCUCUUUCUUUCUUUGUUUUAUUCUUUUUUUUCUUUCUUUCUUUUAUUCUCUCUUUCUUUUUGUAUUUCUUUCUUUCAUUCUCUCUUUCUUUCCGUCUUUUAUUCUCUCUUUCUUUCUUUCUUUCUUUCUUUUAUUCUCUCUUUUUCUUUCUUUCUUUCUUUCAUUCUCUCUUUCUUUCCUUCUUUUAUUCUCUCUUUCUUUUUUCUUUCUUUCUUUCUUUUUGUCUUUCUUUCAUUCUCUCUUUCUUUCUUUCUUCUAUUCUCUCUUUCCUUUUGUCUUUCUUUCUUUCAUUCUCUCUUUCUUUCCUUCUUUUAUUCUCUCUUUCUUUCUUUUUUCUUUCUCUCUUUCUUUUUUCUCUUUCUUUUAUUUAUUCUUUCUUUCUUUCUUUUAUUCUCUUUCUUUUAUGCUCUCUUUCUUUCUUUCAUUCUCUCUUUCUUUUAUUCUCUCUUUCUUUCUAUGUUUUAUUCUUUUUUUUCUUUCGUUCUUUUAUUUUCUCUUUCUUUCUUUCUUUUAUUCUCUCUUCCUUUCUUUCUUUCAUUCUCUCUUUCUUCCUUUCUUUUAUUCUCUCUCUUUUUCUUUCUUUCUUUCUUUCUUUCAUUCUCUCUUUCUUUCUUUGUUUUAUUCUUUGUUUCUUUCUUUCUUUUAUUCUCUCUUUCUUUUUGUCUUUCUUUCUUUCAUUCUCUCUUUCUUUCUUCUAUUCUCUCUCUUACUUUUUGUCUUUCUUUCUUUUUUUCUUUCUUCCAUUCUCUCUUUCUUUCCUUCUUUUAUUUUCUCUUUCUUUCUUUCUUCUCUCUAUCCUUCUUUCUUUCUUUAUUUCUUUUAUUCUCUUUCUUUUAUUAUCUCUUUCUUUCUUUCUCUUUCUUUUAUUCUCUCUUUCUUUUUGUCUUUCUUUCUUUCUUUCUUUCUUUCUUUUAUUCUCUCUUUUUUUUUUUUAGAGAGAGAUUUCUCACAAUAACAUGAGCUUUUCUGCUCUUAAGCACGAAUAGUCUUUGACAUAGUGGGCAGGACUUUCAUGUGAUGUCAAUGCAUCACUUUUAAGAUAACCAUCCGAACGUCUCGACAGUAACACUCACAAAAAAACGCCUAUGUUCAUUUAUUUUCGGUUAAUUUUGAUAAUGCCUGUCACAUUAAAGUCAUAAACACUGUAAAUAUCCAUGCACACAUUUAAUCCUUGUCGAUGCAUCGCUUAACCAUCACGAAAGUCUCGACAGUAACACAAGUUUGUAGGAUAAUAUUGUCAUGAAAUCUUACGGUCUCCAUGUCGUAGAUGUUGUCCUCUUUGUUCAGGUGUUUGUCGAAGGUGUUUGUCGGAGUCCUUAGUCGUCUGGUGAGGUUUUAUUAACGAUGAAGCCGUCAAAAGUUGUAAAUUCGUGAGCCGCUUAAGUUUUCGUGCUGUUCUCUUCAGAUUUGAUCUUCAGAAAUGACCGCUCUCUUUGGCUUGUAAUGAUUUAAAGUUUUUACAUCGUCACAGGUUACCAUGGAGAUUUAAAAUGCUGUUUACUUUAGAAAAACCCUUACACUGGUAGGUUAUAUCUAAAAGUUUAAUAUUAUCUUUGAUUUACUUUAAUCUCAAUGGAAUAUAAAUAUCUCUUGAAGUCAAGUGGAGGUUAUUUUUCGCCAACUAGUUUAAGCAUUUUAAUUUAAAAACCUUCCUUAUUUCGGUACAAAAUGACGCCUUUUUGAAAACUAUAGCUUAGUAGGCCUAUGUCUCAUAGGUAACCCAACAAAAACUGGAAACUUUGUCUCUCAUUAUAAUUUCCACUGAAGCCUUUACUUCAAUUAAAUUCAGUCGAUUUUCUUUAGAAGGCUACUAAAAAUAGUCUAUAUAUACUCCUAUCAUAUAAAUAUUUUAGAGCAGUAACUACAUCUGUAAAGCACUUUUUCCCCCUGUUUUAAAAAGAAAAACUAAAGUUGAUCAUUGUUAUUUGACAAAGCCCAUUAUAAGGCAUCAAAAAGGCCAUAAAGAUAUCGAAUUUUGAACUUUAAAAAAUAAAAAUAUCACAUCAGCUCUGAGCCAAAAUACCUUUUCACUUGAGUAAAAAAAGCCUAUUUUCAUGUGAUGGUACUUUAUACUAAUUCACACAUAGAGUGAAGUCAUUACAUGCUUUUAUUAACUUGAAAAAUCUUUCUAAAUCAGCAUAAAUAAUGAAAAAAAGAUGUUUGGCUGAAAAAGAGAUUUAACAGAACGUGAAAUAUAGGCUAAUCUAAAAAUACUUCAACAGGAACCAGAGGGUGACAAGAUACAUCCUUGUUUCACACAGCCCAUGACUUCGACAUAUUUAGAUUCUGAGGUAAGAAAAAAAAGAGAUAAAAAAUAACGAAUGCAUCUCUGUUUUUGGGUUUGAAUGCAGGCAAAAGGACUGUGUUACUUAUUUGGUAUCACUACUUUUACAGCUGUGGUUCUUAAUCUGAUGACAGCUCUUGAUGGUAAUUUACGGAGCCAACUUUUACGAAUCAUUCAUCAAAUCUGAUAUCUGCAAAACGAAGUAUUCAUCAUUGUAAAGUAAAGCCCGAUUUCCAUAAAAUCUGACUCCUAUCAAUUUUGCAUUAUUUUGGUCGCAACCCCAUGUCCAGCUUUGAAAAUAAAAAUUGAAAAGUGCAGUUUUUGUGUCGCUGGGUGUUCAGUUUAAUUUGGAUGCAGCAGAAGAAUAAUGCUCAAUAUUGUAUUUGCCAGAUGAAAACAACAACUGUAAAUAGAAGUAGUGACAUUGUUAAGACAUUUCCAAAGACACGUUUGUGACCUGAUACUCAUCCAUAGUAUAUUGUCCAAAGUAUAUACAGUCUACGGUUGAGACAAUGUAAUUAACAAGUCAGCAGAGCUUUCAUAGUUUUAUUUCAGUUGCUGAAGAUUUAAUGCAUCCUGAGGGGAAAUUUUAUUUAUUCGUUAUACUUUAUUAAACAGCGUUAUCUCGAGAUAAAGAGAUGAAUAAAUUGAAUUGAAAUGGUUAAAUCAGAAAUACACAUUUGUUUGUGGGUUGGGGGAGUCGAGUUUACCUGAGACGGAUGAAACUUUUACUUUGAAAUGCUCAACAGGAAGCGUUAGUAUUUUGCCAGGAAAUAAUUAUACAGAUUUCCGCAGUCAACAUUAGAAGGGCACGGGCAGAGCAGUGGAUUAAACAGAGUGGCGACAACUUCAGAUCUCGCCGCCAGAGCGGUCACGUAGUUCAUGUACCCCUCACUGUCCAUGCUCUUCAACGGGGCAGACUGCAGUUAGCGCGCAUUAAAGAGGUAAAUAUUAAAAUUAACCGUACAAAGUCAACAUUUGCAAUUCUUAUUGGAUUACUGUGUACACAUCAAAGUCACAUACGUAUAUUUAGUGGCUGGAUGACAAAUAAAAGUGAAAUAAGACAAGUUUGGUAACAGGUGUUACUUUUUAAUAAGAGAAAAUAAUACAAUAAAGUGGUAAGUAACAGGUGUUACAAGCUGUUUCAACAAUUGUGCAAUGUUUUGGUCUUGCAGCAUGGCCUGCAUAACAUUUUUCCAUGUUAAACAUACGCCUUAAAUACUGACAGGAUUUAAAAAGUAGUGGUCCCUUAACUCUAUCAUCCCAUAAGCAGAAAUCAAAUUGCAUAGCACUUAUGUUAGUCUAAAAAGAAUAAAUUGCACAUAACAUCGGGUACUGAUAAAGGCUGAAAUCUAAAAUAAAGCCCAUAAGUAACCAUCUCAACAUAUGAUUGAUGAUGAUGAUUUAUCUGUGAUUCAAAACUCAGUCACACAAUAAAUUCUGGCAGGCCUCUACAGCUGACGACGUCCAACUAGCAGGCCGUGGCUAAAAAAUCGUUCCCAAUUCCUUACUAAAAAAACGUAAUUACAUCUGUAAUUACAAUUUGAGCAUACUAAAAUUAAAAUCAUUUUACAUAUAAAGGGGUCCCUCGAUACCAUUUACAAACGUAUUGGCAUUACAUUCGUUGAUACAAUAUUUUACCUCAGGGAGUGUGGGAGCAAACCGUGGCUAAAAAAAUUGAUUCCAAUUCCUGACUAAAACAACGUAAUUACAUUUGGGAUAUACAUUUUUACAUAUAAAGGGGUCCCCUCGAUAUCAACAACACACGUAUUGGCAUUAAACUUGUUGAUAUUUUAUCAUGUAACCUCGGUGAGUGCUUGCCUUGUGGCCAUAGAAGCGAACGGUGUCCGACCUGACAGGCGGUCAUGUUGGAACUAUUGAGAGUUCCAUAACCCGGAAGUGGGGUCUGCCGGGCUGUACACAGUAUGCCUAUGGGAGUGUCGCCACUCUGUUUACUCCACUGCUCUGAGUAGGAUGCACCGCGACCAUACUACAAUGUGGGCGUGUCUAGUAUCUGAGGUAGUGUUCUUCUCUGAAGACGCGCUGCAUCUCCAAGCGAGUCAAGCCUCUCACCCGAAAGGCGCAGCUGUGCAGCGGCACGCAAAGAAUUCUGGGAUACCAACAGCACGAAAGCGUGCGUAAAUGCCAUAAGCUGCGUCCGAAUUGCCAAGUAGUAGUCGAAGUAGUAGUCGAAGUAGUAUCUAGCAUGUCCGAAUUGGCCACCGGAGCGAGUAGCAUGCUACUUCAGAUACUACUUCAGAUACUAGAAACGCCCACAUUGUAGGUUGGUCGCGGUGCAUCCUACGGGCAUGCUACUGACCCAAAAUUCACUGCGGUCUUCUUCUUCGUCCUCUUAAAAGUUGUAAAAGCGCAUGUGAUGCUAGCGCCACCAGCAUAGAUGCGUCGCGAACGCCGGCUGGCCACAGCAGCGCGCACCAUGUCGGAGCAGCAGCAGCAGCAGUACAGAUGUAAGUUUCAUGUAACUUCACACACUGUCCUAAAAAAUGUGCGGUUGUAUCUCUUUGUCAUGUCAUGGUGUCAUAUUUGCCCAAGUAAUCAUUUUAUGAGCAAAUAUGUGGCGACAUCAUGGAGGUAAAGCUCACUUAUUCCAUCAUUAAACUGCACAGCUGCAGUACUACAGCCAGGCCCGCAGAUGAGGGGCUUCAGUGACCACUGUCUGCACUGGCGCAGUACCUACUCUCUGCCUGCGGGGGUCGUCUUUCCCCACCGCUCGUCUAGUGUGUCUGAAUUGGGCCAACGUGUUUAGUAUGUAGGAGUAGGAUCUAGCAGUAGUAUGUAGCAGUAGCAUGUAGUAUCCGAGCGGGCAAUUCGGACGCAGCAACAGACUGUAUACAGUCUAUGGUAAAUGCACGCUUGAAAAAGGGGCGGGGGCAGUGUGGUUUUGAGCAUAGAUAUAUAGAAAGACUAGAUAGCUUACCUACGCUGUGAGCCAAUGGGGACUGACGUCGUCACACGGCGGCCAUCUUUCCUAGGGGCUGCUGGCCCACUGAUAACAUUAAUGUCUAUGGUGCAUGUACUGUUUCAAUGACCAUAUCUAUGUCUUAUUAGUCUUAUUAGUUAUAACUAAGAUAACUUAGUUAUUAGUUAUCUUAUUAGUUCAAUUUCGAAAUUCAAGACUUUCAGGUACCAUUUUAUUUUUUUCAGGUUCAAAUCUUAUUUUUUCACUUCACUUUUUAUUUUUUCACUUACACUACUUUUUCAAUACUUUUGAGCCUGAUCUGGCUCCAUACAUAUCCUGCCCAAAUUUCAACUGAUUUUCAAACGGAUUGGUUUGUUAUAAACGCCAGAGAUGUAGUUAUGUUUCUGCAUAUUUACGGAUAAUUAUAACCAUGGACUUUCAAAUUAAAUUAAAAAAGGAGAUAGUGGAGCAAUACCUGCCAUAGCUGCACACAUACACACACAGUGAAAUUAAAUUGUCAGUGUUUCUUAUAUUAAACAUUUAAUAGUUAGAUAUUUUAUAGUUCUAUUUAAUACAAAUAUUAAAUAUAAAGGGGUAAGUUGACCCACAUGAUAUUUUAAACUUAAUCUUAAAACUUUAACAAAUAAUGUAUUUACUGAUGAAAAAUAAUUUUAAUAGACAUUUUCCUUUUUCAAAUAGUCUUCAUUAUUUUCUUUGGGUUAUUAAACAAUAUAAAACCAAUCAAAGUUUGUUUUUCAGAACCUUUUAAUAUUCGCAAUUAUAAAUAUAAUAUUGAAAACUUUUCUUGAAUGAGUGUAUUUAUCAAAAAUAAAAGAUCAUUCUGCUAAUUUGAGUAGCAAAGACCUAAUAAAAAUUCUAUAAAUUGUGAUUUUUAUUGGUUCAAUUUACUCCAAGGCUUUUGGUUCAUCUAGCCCCAUGGCCAUCGUUUUGAUAAAACCUAAUUGAUUUAAUGCUUCAGAAUGAUAUUUUGCUUAAUGAUUCACAUAGUUCUACACAUUGAAUAUCACUAACAUGCAUGAUGUAUAAGUUUAGACCUGGGUCCAUUUACUUUAACAUAAAAAUCAUUAUACCACAAAUGUAAAAAGUUCCAUGGCCUGUUGGAAAUGUUUGUGUUCCUAUUUUAGGGUCACAUAACAACUCAUGUGUAUAGUCUUAAAGAUCAAGGGGAUGGUUUGUUUAUCUUACCUGUUCUGCUACAUAUAUUUUCAUAUAAAAAUUAAAAUAAACACAUUCAGUAACAUGACAUAAAGGUUCAUUUAUUAAACAGAUGUGAACAAUUACAAAACAAUUCAACAUUCACUCCAAACCAACAGUCACACUAAACCAUGCAACAUUCACUCCAAAUCAACAGUCACUCACAUGGUCGCAACAAAACCAACAUAUAUACAAGUGCACAGACAGUUUGAGCUACUGCCCCUUGAAAAGGACUGUUUUGGUGAGCUUCUGUCUCACAUUGUCUUUCUGUACGCUGCGUGUAGUCAUUUUAGCAAUGUGGUGCAGCCUUAAUUUGAAAAACAGGGACACAACUAGAGCUAAAUUAUGAUAUUGUUGGGGUAAUUCAUAACGCUUAUGCUUGAAUGCCAUUAUGUAAACUUAAAUAACAAGUCAAUAACAGUAACAUGUAAAAAUAAAUGUGAAAAAGAAAUAUUCAAUGAUUAUUAUGUAAACAAAUGUUAGAAACAUUCCUUAAAUGUCAGGGUGAAAAUAACUUGUAUUGUACAAGUACAAAUUUAACUAAGUUAGUAACAAUUAUCCUAAAUAUGUCCCUCAAGUCAUUUCUUAUGAAUGAAAGGUGAUUCCACGGGCUCUUGUUUGAACAGAACGUUCAUUUGAGCAUCCAUGUGCUGCACAAAAGUCUGGCAUCUUGGACUGAAGGGGAUAUUUCUGUAAACACAAAGCCAGGCAUUUACUGUAUCACAACGAAUCUAAAUUAAGGAUAUAUUUUACUAAUGAAACAGCUUGGAAAUCAUAUUAUGUGUGUAAAAAACAGAGGGGUAAUUCUGCCUUUCUUACCUGUAAAGAAUUAUGUCUAGGCUACUUUGUAAUAGUCCCAGUGGACCACUAUGUCACAUUCGCGCUUAAGCACGCUUAUCCCGAUGCAGUCUCUGAAAUGAGACACAGCCUGUAUAUACUAUGGACAACUUGGUUCUGCCUCCCACCUGUAUACGGAUUUAAAGCCAAAAAGUUUUAGGUAUUUCCGGGACUUUUCUUCAUUUCCUGAAACCAGCACUGCGCAGUAGCAAUGCGCGCAUUCGGCUGCGCGGUCGUCGAGGCGUUAUUUGGAAUCCCACAUCAGCUCUAGGCAAACCCCUCUUUGCUCCACAGGCCUGGUGAUGCAAACAAACCCCACCCACGCUGUUCAGAAGCAGGAAGCCCCACCGCUAUGUUUUGUUUUGGCAUCUAUACAUUUAUUAGGUCGUUUGUGUUUGCAGGAAGGCAUUUCUCCACACUGCGUGACCACAGCUGCACAGUUUUAUUGUACAUACCUCCAUUCUGAAUGUCAAGUUGAUUUAUAAGAUCCCCGUUUAUACAAGCUAAUGAUAUGCAGCCCAAAUUAUUACACAGUGAUAUGUAAGCCUGUAUGACUUCUUUAUUAAUAUUCUGGAGAGAGAGAGUGAGUAUGUGUGCGUGUGUGUGUGUAUAUAUAUAUCCUAUUUUAUAUAGGCUGAUGAUAUGCAGCCCAACUUAACAUUACUUUUAAUACAUUGAUGGUAUGUAUAAUUGUAUAUAAUCCAACCCUACGUCUUUAGUCUCUUCAAGCCUCAUUUCCCUCUGGACACUCGUGUUGUGAGCUUGUAGGUCUGCUAAUUUUGUUAUCCGGAAACCAGGGUGGUUAAAUUUAUUAUCCACAAUCAAUGAACACAAUAUGGUUAAAUACAAGAGUACACUAAAAUCAGCACUCCUUUAGCCUUAGUUUGCUCCGUCAGACAAAAGGAUUUGUGUAUUCUGUCACUGUAUUCUAUCACCCAACAAAAAGAACAAGAAAUAAUUGUUAGUCUCCUUAUUCAUCUCUAAAGUUCAAAAACAAUGCAUUGUCUGCCAAAAUCAGCAUGCUUUAGUUGAUUGAACUGAUGCCAACCUGGUGUUAAUGUAGCGCCCAAACAUGUGCCAGGCUGUGGAGAGUUUGGUGAGGUUGUUUUGGAUCUUUAUCAUUGGAUCUAUAAUUUACAGUUUUUCCUCUGUCAAAGGAAUUGUUGAAGGCGAGCAUUGCAUGACGAAAAUGGCAAAUUCUUUCUCAGCAUGCGUGUGUGUAGAUAGUUUAAACAGACGGCACCGAAAUUAAAAGAUUAGCGUGGUUUGCCUGCGUCACCAGGCCUGUGUAGCAAAGAAGGCGGGGUUUGUCUAGAACUGAUGUGGGAUUCCAAAUAACGUCGCCGAGAGUCGCUUUGAUGAAUCUCUGCUCAAACAGCGUAUCCCCUGGGAGAGCUACGCAAUCCCUGAACGCCCAUAGGCUGUAUCAAGUGUCAAUCAUAGAAAACAUGAACCCCCUAAUAACUUUUAAAAAUGGAGCUUCACAGAAAAAAGAGGACUUGAGCACAAACCAGUCUUACAAUAACUACGUGUCAACAUCACAAGCAGGAGGGAGAAAAAUUUAUGUUCUGUGUAACAAAUUUCUUAAGUUUGUCCACAGCCCCAUAAGCUUUGCUGGCAGAGGCGAGAUUUAUGACCUAUACUGCAGCCCAUCAACAGAGGGUGCUGUUCUCAGAGUGGCUUCACCCAGCAAGGAGGCAGAUGCUGUCCAUUCUAUGUACAGUCUAUGGUUGUGCCAGCUCACACAAAAAAUAAGCUAGCUAAUGUUUUGAUGCAACUGAGGUUCGGUAGAGGGAUAAAAGUGCAUAUUGCAUUUAACAAGUCGAACAAUAAAUGCCUCUGCUAGGGAGAAUUCAAAUAAUUAAACGAAUGAACAAACAAACAAACAAAUAAAUAAAUGCGUGUAGGCUUUAAUAGUCAACCAGAGGAGGGACAGAGGAUAAAAAAAAGAUAUAAGAUCUGGAUUAUCCAUGGAAUUUACAAGACAACAACUCAAAAUAGUGCUGCUAGUAGUAAAAUGCAGCCCAGGAAAGGAUCAGUGUUGUUGCCAUGUUUUGACAGCUCCCAAAAAUAUUUAAUGAAAUGAUCGAUGAUAUUCUAAUGGCGGCAGUAGCUCAGAAGGUAGAGCGGUCGGCCAAUAACUGAAAGGUUGGCGGUUCAAGCCCCGAGAGGCUGUAGGUGCAAAACUGGCAGCCACGUUUUCGUCAGUCUGCCCCAGGUCAGCUGUGACUAUUAAGGUAGUUUACCACCACCAAGGUGUGACUGUGUGAGUGAAUGAAUGAUGUAUCCAAUGUAAAGCUCUUUGAGGGUCUCUGAUAAAGCGCUAUAAAAAAAAAUCUGAUGCAUUAUUAGAAUGAAACAAGGAGGGAUGGAGAUAUAGUUGUUGGAAAAACGUGGUAAUACCACCAGUCAGCCAAUAACAAGUCGUCUGAUCAGUGGCAUUCUCAGGCCGAAAAGUUCAAAUGAGAAACUUUACAUAUCUACUUAACUGUUAAAUGUUAAUAUAAGACUAUCUGCCUUUACAGGUCAAAAGGGACAAUAAUUUAUUCCUAUGGAUGGCUUAAUGGUUUAUAUAAAUUAAAGAGACAGUUGGUGAAAGAGAAAAAUGUAAAAUAAAAUGUACUAUGGCACUACAGAAAGGGAACAGGACAUUGGGCUGUCAGUGUUUUGAAGUCUGCGGUCUUAUGAGCAGUUAACAACCAGAGAAUGUUUCAAAGAUCAUCUAAUUAAGGGCAGGUUUAUGGUUUUAUCAGCUGUCAAUCAGCUGAGUGUUAGCUGUCUUCAUGAGUUCCUGCGAAGACCUUUUGGGCACAUUUCUUAAAGUCUUGAUCUUGCUGUCCCUCUGCUUGAACCCAGUAAAAAUAUUUUAUAGAUAUCUUAAAUCAUUUUUCAGGUUAAUUUUUCAUCUUGUGCUGGAAAAGCUAUCAUGAUUGACUGUUUCUGUUUUCUCUUGUUGGAGUUGACUCUGCUCACUUUUACGGACAGAUCAUCUUUUCAUCGAAACCUUACAGCAAAAAGGUUUCUUUACAAUCUGUGGAAACAUUUCCAGUGAAAUAAAAUAAACACCAGAGACUCAGAGUGAAACUUUGAUGCAUUUUAUUGAAGUUGUCUGUCCACAGAGAAUAAAAUGUUUCACAAGUGUUAGUGAAAAGUUUCCUCCUACAGAGAUUAAAAUAUCACAGACAUUUUGAAUACACUGAAAAAUAAACACAAGAACAACACAGUGAACUCCCUCCCUUUCCUCAGUUGGAUCAUUAUUUUUAACACUCUCAGCCUUGGAACUAACAAUUCCAAGAAUGUACUGGUGCCCUGAACUCAACACAUUAGCCUAAAGCAAUGCAUUAUGGGAGUUUACAUUUUAGACAACAGAGCACACAUCCAUUGCAUAAACUCAGUCUCUUAAGAGGAAGAACAAAAAACUUGAGUCAUUUCACUUUUGAACAAAUUCUGCAGAUGAAAUAGACUGCUAAUGUUGCAGGUUAUGACAUAAUACAGGUUGUGGUCAAGGGGCAUUGCUCGUCAAUCUGUUCGAGCUGCUCUCAGAAAUGACAUUUCAAUCACAUAUUCAUAUAGUUCCAGGUUAAAAAUUUAACAAAGAACUGUCCUCAAAACAUUGAUGGGAGAGUUUGAAUUUGUUUAAUUUAUUUUGAAGGAGUCAAAGAAAGGGGUGGGGCCACACUGUGAUGUCAUUUAUCAAAACAAAAUUAAGAAAAAAGACAAAAGAAAUAAAAGAAACAUCAAAUAGCACCAACAGUAAUUCCAGGCUAAAUAAAUACUCUGAUGACAUUUACAGUAAAAAUAUAAAACGGUGGAGUUCAAACUUAUUUACAAAUUACAGAGAGAAAAAAAGGACCAGAAGCAGAACCUGUACCAGGUCCAAAACUGGACUCAAAGUAGAUGGAAAGUAACACAAAAUCUCCACCUUCUCUUGACACCAUAUUUUCCUGUAAAGUGACAAGAAAUGUUCUAAAUGAAAAAACAGCAUUUAAGCAGUUAAUGCAGUUGAUUUUUUGUUGAACCUGCAGCCGCAGUUCUGAAGUUUGUACCGAUAUGAAAUGUCCAGACAGAGUGAUAUUCAGGCCAACUUUAUUCAUAACAUAAGGACGACAGAUUAAACUGAAUCAGUUAAUCAACAAUUAGGAAGAUAAAACACAAUGUCUGGAUCUGAGGCAGUCCUCAUUAAGUCCUGGUCCUGGUUCUGGAUACGUGCUUUGAGUAACAGGACAGAAUGUUACCUCUUGUCUGUGUUGAAAGAACCUAAAGUUGAAUCCUGACUUUGCUCAAGUGUGACUGUGACUCUCUGUUUUACACUGAAGCUUUUAACAUUGAUAAAGAACAUUAACUCAGGCGAGCAGAAGGGGGCGCUCUAAACACGCCAAAGAAAACUGGAACAAAAAACAUGUUUCAAGGUUUAAUGUCAAAUAUAUUCACAGCUUCUCACACGAUUCUGCCCCUCCUUAAGUGUCCGACCAAUCACACAGUCGCUGCCUCUCAGCUGACCAAUCAGAAUGCGUUUUCAGCCGUCCUUUCAGAACCAUACUCAGUGCAGUUCUGGUUGGGCAAUGGGCUCGGCAGAAGGCGGGGUUUCUGUCCACUUAGGUGCUUUGUAUUGUUGGUCAGGUGAGGUGAAAAAGACACAAUGAUGCUGCUAGCCAAUCAGAUUAUUACAUCAGUGCUAAUUUAACAUUAUGAUUUUACUGUUCAAUUUACUGUUAAAACUGCUGUAUCAAAUGUUAUUUGAUUAAUUCAUAUUAACGUUAUGAUUUGGAGCUAGACAUUAAGAAUUAAAAACAUUAACCUGAAAAUAAAGGAAAUUGUAAGUUUCCUCUUCUGAUAAAUUCAGCAAAUGUCACAUCAGGACUGGUUCAAACUAAGGUUCAAUGAUCUCUGGGAUGAAUAUUGAUGAGAAAACAAGAUGAAAUAACUGAGUAAAGAAUGGAAUUAGCUUUUUCAAAAGAUGGCAGCUCAGUUCUGUACUUUAUAUUUGGACAAAUAUUUAAAAAAAAACGACUAUUUUUUUUACAAUUUUAACAAAUGUGUUCAUGGUGUGAAUUAAAGCCAUUUUCACAAGGAAAAUAUAAAAAAUUAUGGCAUGUCAGCGUGUUACCAAAUGGCAUCCUGUGGUGUUGAAAAGCAGGUCCUUUACUGCUCACAAGAGGCUGUCUUUGAGUGAAUCAGUCCCCACAAAGUCUCAUGUUAAAGAGUCACACUUUACAGCCAGGUACAAAAAAAUGUUUAGGACACUUUUCACGAAAAAAUACUGGACACUGUUAAUACUGGACAUGCAACUAGCUGUAGAGUGCUAGUCCAUCUGUCUCCACUGAGUCUCAUUUUCACUGUAUGUAAUUCACACUAACAUCAGCUGAAAUCUGUCUGACAGCAGCACUUUGAGGCCAAAAAUCAACAGAUUUGACUGAUUUAAUGACAAACAGGCUGAAAGGACGCUGAAAAACUACACCAGGAUACUUAUUUAAAAAAGGUUCCAACGCAUGGUUCAUCAGGUCUCUCUGCAAGCCAGAAUUCAAAUUCUUGUUUGAAUUUUUCUUGACUGUUAGGUACUAACUCUGCGCCCUAUUGUUUCUUAGCAAAUUCAUGUUUUUUCCACUGCCGGUGCAGAGUAGUUUGACUGACAGAGUUGCAGUCAUACUAAAAAGCUGGUAUAACGGUUGGUCAGUGCUUGUCCUGCACCAGCAAACUCACAGCAGCAUGAUCCUCACAGAAACAGAGUCAAAAACCUAUAUGGUGUUCCGCAGGGUUCUAUCAUGGGUCCCCUGGAAUUUCAGGUUAUUCACCACUGUAUAACAAACAAGGUGAUUCCCAACAGACCACCAGCAUUCUCUGUGGUUGAACAUCUCAGCCAACAGGGGGAUAAUCCACAGACAACAAUCAGAGGCAAGAAAACAAGAAAACUUGAUGUUUACUUCCUCAGUACGGGUGUGAGGCGACAGUUUCCAUCUGCAGUUUCAGAUGCUGGUCGAAAGACAUUUUUAAGUUCAUGUUUCAUGCAGAGCCCCUUUCAUCAUAAGAUAAAUCAUGACACCAGUUUGACAGACAAAGAUAAAAACUAUCAUUCCCAGUUUGAACUGUGACGUAUGCUGAAAACAGAAAAUAAAACUUUUGCUACUCUGAGGCUCUCCUGGUGAUCUGAACAUGAAUAAUUGGUAGAUUGAUCUGUGAAUUGAUUGGUCAGCUGGUUGAUUGAUUGAACGGCAGCAUCAUCGUGAUAGGACUCUCUCUCCUCACAGACAAACAUUUUUUGUUCCGUCUGUCCUCUCAGACUCUGCAGGAGGACGUGUUUCUGCUCAUUCUCACUCCCUCAUGCAGACAUUGCACCUCCCGAUGCUCUCCCUCUGCUGCCAGCCCUCGGUCAGUGUGGUGGGGGAGCUAUUGGAGGUGGAGGUGGUCGUCUCCACCCGGGUCAGCCAGAAGCUAUAGAUAUUGGCGAAGUAGUGGCAGGUUCCCCGGGGGCCCUGACACUCCACAAAGGGCUGGGCCCUGAAGUCUGUUAGACAGCUACCCGAUGAUGUCAGAGACUGACCACCACCCUCGUCACCUGCGCCUGUAUGCUGCAACACACACAGGAAGUGGCAUCAUUAGUCCGACUAAGUCCAGUCCAGGUUUAAGUACGAGAAAGGAGCAGCUCUUUAAGUUGUACCUGCAAAAUUUUACCUGGUAUCAGUGGUACUUAAAGGUCCUGAUCUACUAAGAUCCCAAAUAACAAAUGCUAAAUUGCCUGCAAACUAAAAAAUUGCAUGUGCUAUUUAUGAGUGUUGUGGGUGAUGUACUAUAUUUGUGUGCACAGUUAAUGACAGGUGCAAAAGUGGUGCGGACUGCUCUCUUUAAACAAGGAUUUGCGUGCACUACAGGCUGUCAACAUGGAGAGUUUGUGAGAGCGGAGUAGUUGUGGAUGAAAAAGGACGUUUGAAGCCAUGGAGUUGCACAUAUCAUUUUUGGGAAGCCAGCAACUACAUAAAAAGCAAGGCAGGCUUAUCUGGAUGGCACCAUUCAUACACAAGACAAUUCAAAGUGCUUUACAGAUGCAAGGACAUAUACUAGAAAUGAAAUGAAAAAAGAUUAAACAAUUUAAAAUCAAUAAGACAAACAGGGGAUGGGGGGGGGGAGGGGGGGGGUUAUGACCUAUACUGCAGCCUGUCACCAGGGUGCUGUUCUUGGAAGAGUUUACCCAGCGAGGAGGCAGAUGGCGUCCAUUUUAUAUACAGUCUAUGGAUGGUGGGCUGGAAUAAUCUAGACGCAGGAAAAUGCAGUGUCAUCGUCUAUCAUUGCACAUUUGUCUUCUUCCUCCCACAAUGACCGUGCGUAACGCUGUUCCAGUUUGUAUGCCUCUCCAAUGUGCUAAAUAUGGAUGCAAAAACAGCGACCGCAAUCACAUUGUGGAAACUGAAUGAUCCCAUCUGCAUCUACUUCUCCUGGUAUUUUGUGUGUUCUGAUAAUCUGCAUACAUUCUGCAUAUUCAUGAAGGCAAACAUGCUAAAUGGAUUGCCCAUGCUGUUUUGCUCACUUGACAGAUGCAAUCCUCGGUGCACCUGGUUAGUAGAUCAGCUUUGCGCACACUAUCAAGUUUGCAUGUGUUUUUAUACACGCAAACCGUUUGUAGAUCAGGUCCACAGUGUAUUUAGGCAAAAAUAUAUUUUUAAAGGAUAAUUCUACCAUUUUUAAAACCAGGGUUUUUGUUUUUCUUGUGUCCAAGUUAAUACAGCUAUAAAAGCAAAGUACAGAAACAGCAAAAAAGCUAUUGCAAUUGCAGCACCAACAGUCCUUUGAAUUCAGAUUUUUCAACGGUCACGAACCAGCGAAUAAAGUAAUAGUCCACUUAAUUUGCGCCAUUUAUGUGAUUCGCAUAAUCUAAUCGCAUUGUUACACUGACUUUUCAUGUAAUUCACUUGUGUGAAUGACUUUAUUCGUGUUUGAUGUGAAUGCACCAUAAAACUGCACUUCAUUAGAUUAACCUCCUACGUUGUAGUACCCACCAUAAGGAAGGAGUAUCCUGUCCACAGGCUCCUCCAGUAGGGGGGGCAGUCCGGCUGGUCAGAGGUCUGGCUGUGCAGUGCAACAGGUGAGGAGGGGGCCUCACAAACCACACAGCGGCUGAUGUGAUCCUCAAUGGAGGUUCCGCCCACUGGAAUACUGGGGACUGCUGCUGUUGUGGACAGCCAAUACGAUUUGUCGUUUCGGCUGGCGUAGGAACAGCUCCCCAUAUUACAGGAAGAGAAUGGCAUGGUGGAGAACACAGGCAUACAUGAGCCCGCCUGACCUGGAGGAAACAUCAAAACAAACAGAUUUAGUCUGAAUGUUGAAUGUGAUUUUUCCCUCUGGGCCCCGUGCAGUUUAGGGAGGAUGUUUGAGCUCAAUUAAAAAAAUAGGCUGCUAAUAAAAGAAUGGUUUUCAUUUUAGAUUAAAAAAAACAAAACAUCACCCUUAAACUGAUAUUUAAUAUACAGUGGCCAAAAAGAUCAGCUGCACAAACAUUUCAUCAUGGCAGAAGUAUCAAUUAAAAACAAAAAUAUGCAAAAAUAUUUCUCGAAACUCACAAAAAAUUAAGCUAUCAUGUUUCAUGACUCACAAAACAUUUCAUAAAACAUAAAACUAUUCAAGAGAACCUUUUUUGUCUGCAUUACAUUUCAUUAAAUAUUUUGCCUAAUUUUUACCUCGAAAGAUGAUGAAAGAUUUGUGUGUCAUAAGAAGUUUGCAUUGCUGACCUUCAGGGCCACAGUAUAAAUGGGUGGUAUUUAAGUGUAUACAGAAAUGAAAAGAACAAACAGAGCUAACAUGUGUGGACAGUAUUUGCAUCAAUAGAAAACAUUCUUAGUGAUAGCUGUAGUAAUGCAAAACCAUCAGCAUGUGACCCUGGAGUUUGUUUCCUGAGUCUGCAUGAAGCUGACGAACUGUGAAAGUAUCUGCUCCCUGGAAACACUGUCUCACCCUGAUUGCAACUGCUGGGUCAUCCUGCUGCAAACAUCUCAACCAAAACAGUAAUUCAGUCGCAACCUCAUCGAAGAGAAUUGAUUAUUUACAUGCACUGAGUUAUACUUGGUGGUAUGGCUCUAUUCUGGGAGCUUAUAUAUAGUAUCAAGCCCUGAGGCAGGUAGAACACACUACUCUGAGUUUUAUGCACAUACAUAAAAAGCCCAGGCAGGGAGAGCAUCAGCAAAACCCCAGGGGUACACAACAGAGCAGCAUCAGUGUCAAACCACAAGCCUCUGGUAAAAUCACACUCAGCAUUAAAAGGAGAACCUGGGCUGGAGACAGAUUGAAAAGCUGUUUGCAGUAGGAACAGGUGGAGUAUGCAGGCUGAAGGUGUUAAGAUAAAACUACUUUGACAUGUACAAUUAGAUGUUUCAAAGGUAACCAGCUGGGCUGUCAGCUGAUAUGGGCUGGUGGGAAGAUCCGCUGAUGUGCUUUGGACUGGCCUUGACCUUUGUGGCCUGCCUGAACUAACACUAUUCAAUAUUCACUUUCUAGGUAGACUAAAUGACCUCCAAGAUACCUGCUGUGAUAAGAUACAGGAUGUGAGGACACCUGAUCCCAUUUAAACCAAACUGUGUGACAGUUAAACAGGCAAAUGGUUUGGAAACUUAAGUGUAUUUGUGGGUGAGUACCCAGGUCCUGAGUGUGGGCCUUCUCCUGACCCUCCAGAUACAGCAGACUGUAGCCCACCCACAGCACCCUCAUGCUCAGAGGACACGCAGGGAUCGUCGUUGAUUGGCUGUGCAUCACUAGCAGGAAGCCUGAGUUCAGCUUUCUGUUCGGUCCAGGCUGACCCGGAUCACCUACCGGACCAGGAUCACCUGGGACACAAAGACCACAAAUUGUUUGAUUAGACAACAAAGAGGAUACACAAAAAACACUAAAUUCAGUUCGACCCUGGAUCAGUAAUGUCCAAGGAUCACAGAAAUAAAAACUGAGAAUUGAAAACAGACAGACAAAAAAGGGGGAGUGUCCACCUUUGUCUCCUAUUACUCCACUCUCCCCAGGCAGGCCUGGUCCUCCUCGGUCUCCCUCUGAACCUGGGGGUCCUACUUGGCCAAUCAGUCCCACAGGCCCAAAGUCCCCCUUUUUACCUGGAACACAUCAGAGCUGUCUUACGCUUGAGUAGCAGAGAGUGUAACUGAUCAUUCUUACCAGACAAGACAUAGCCUGAGCUGGACCUGGUUUGAUUCUCCUGGAUUGACUUAGCUCCUCUUAUCAAAGUGGAGACACCUGACAGGUACUUGUCCACUCCUCUUUUCUUACCUUUGAGUCCCUGUGGGCCAAUUUCUCCCUGGAUGCCAGGAUCUCCAGGUGGACCGAGGGGGCCAGGAGGUCCUGAGGGUCCUGGUGGGGCUGGAGGGAGUGUAGGGCAAGCGGAGACUCGUCCUUUUUCCCCUUUGGGGCCCACAGGUCCAAAAAAUCCUUUUGGUCCAGGAGGCCCAUUAGGACCAGCACAACCUUGAGGACCCUGAUUACCAGGCAGUCCCAUCAGACCUGGCGACCCUCGUAUACCUGUUCAUAUACAGGCAGACACUUGUUUGCUUAUCUAUGAAAAGGACAUUUGCGCUUCUUCAGAUCAUUCCAUUAUUAUCUACGUAUAGCAGUGAUCAUGCAGGUGCCACCCACACCACAUUCACCCAUUCACACCCUUUUCACACACAGAUGGCUGGGACUGGUAAGGCACGGCCCAUUGGCUAAUCUCAUUUAAACAUUCACACACUGACUGUCACACUUUGAGGCUCUGUGUCUUGCUCAAGGACACUGCAAUAAGUGACUGCGGCGGCUUGGAUCCAACCCCCUGAGCCACACAUGCCCCACAUUUGUACCUGAUGUCUCCGGUGUUGCAGGAUCUUUGUGUGCGCUCCACAGUUUAAAUAGCCUCAGAGACAGAGGAAAACUGACCUUUCACUCCAGGACUUCCAGGGCUGCCAGGAAAUCCCUCAGGCCCUAAAGGUCCCUGUGGACCCUGAGGACCCCUGCAUCCUGUGUCCCCAUUGUCUCCAUCAUCCCCAGGCACUGGAGGGUUUGGACCUGGAUCUCCCAUUUCACCAGGGGCCCCUGAAACAUCAAACAAAUGUCAGAGGUCAUCAAGAGAGGUUUAUCUGGAAAAAUUCCUCCACCAUACAGCCAAAGUCUGACCUGGGUCACCGUCAGGUCCGGCACAUCCAGAAUCUCCACGGGGCCCGGGGACUGGACCUUUACAGUCUGGCCCAGGUUUCCCUGGAGGUCCCAGACCACCUGGGGGUCCUACAAUAAUGCAAAGAGACACCUCAUUGACAGGAGCCAUAGAAAGUCUUGCUUUCAGAUGGAUUAGAGGGUAAACACACAGACCCUGAUGGGACCGACAUUACAACAGACCUUUGGAUCCUGGUAGACCUUUGGGUCCUUGAGGGCCAGGCUGGGAUGUGCCAAAUGGUCCUGGAGGUCCUGGAGGACCUUUAUCCCCUGGCAGUCCUGUAGCACCUGGAGGACCUUGGACACCUAAACCUGAAGAGAGAAACAGAUGCACUUAGUGAAGCUAAAGCUUAACAUUUCAAAUGUUUCAAGAUUUCAAAAACUAAUAAAAAAUCAAAACUGAAGGGUCAGGGGCUCUAAAGUUCAGCCAAGUUCAGCCAUGCUACAUCUGAUGGAAAGCCUCCUCUGUAUGGCCCCGAUCUGACAGACCAUGCAGACUACAGUCUAUGAGCACACAAGCCCCCCCCCUAAGGUUAAUAAGUCCGGGGAGUUAUACCUCUGGUCCCCAUGUCCCCCUUCACUCCUUUUAGUCCGUCCAGACCAUGAAGUCCCAGAGGUCCAGGAGGACCUGAUUCAACAAAAUCAUUCAUGAAUACAAAAAAAAUGUACCAGUAAAACAGUAUUUUCCGAAGACACAAGGUCAGUGUGCACAUGCCAACACAAUAUGAUCAAAACUGGGACAAGGCUUAUUAUCUGGACACUUCAGUCCCUCUAAACAGUAUUGUCUCAUGAAACAAUGAGAAAAACUACAGUAACUUCUGACCUUGGAGUCCCUGGCAACCCUGUGGUCCUGCAGGACCAUCAGCCCCUGCUUUACCAGGAAGACCUGUCAAACCUGGGCGCCCUCUGGGACCUGGGGGUCCAAUCACACCUGAAAUAAACCAGACAGCAGACAAACAGGAUCAUGGUCUAUUCCAUUUGAGGGUCCAAAUUCGGUCCUGCUGGAUGUGACAGGUGAUUAAGAAAACACUAAAAUAAAAUUUAGCCAGUUCAGUCAACAGCAUCUCCUCUGCAUUACAGCCUGUGCAGUAGCCCCAAAAACUGCAGUACCUCUUGUGUCCACUAGAGGCUGUCCCAGAAAACCAAGGAACCCAAUACAAGCACAUUUUCAAAUGUCUAUUUUCAUAGAGGACUGAGCCUGGUACAAAAACCGAUUUGGUCUCCUUUCCCUAUGAUAAGGGGUGAAUUUUAUCCAGACUCCCAUCUCUUGAUUUUAAUAAGACCAUUUUUUUGUUAGGUGUUUUUUUUUUUUUUUUUUAACUUUCUGCAGGUGUUGUUGUUGCUUAAUUCACGCGAAUGACUUGCUUAAUUUGAAUAUUUGUAUCUCUUCUGCAGAGCACCCAAACACCCAUGUGAUUACAGAGAAGAGUGGUUCUUACAUGUCAGGUCAGUCUGUUUACAUCAAACAUAGCAGAGGUUGAUUCCACUGCAAGGAUCUGCAUUAUUUUAGUAGUUUUGAGCCGGUGUCCUUACCCUUUUUAUCUGAUAUUUUAGUCCACAUGAAACCAGCUACGUGCAGUCUUGAUUUUAUCCCCACUAGAUUUCUCAAAGAGGUUGUUAACCUGGUUGGGCCCAGCAUUUUAUCCAUUAUUAAUAGCUGUCUGGUAGAGGGAGUAUUUCCCUCUGCUUUUAAACACGCUGUGGUCCAACCCCUUUAAAAGAAACUGAACCUUGACCCCUCUGAUUUCAACAAUUUCAGACCGAUUUCAAAAUUUCAAUUUUCAUCCAAACUUUUAGAGAAGGUGGUUUCUAAACAGCUUUUAUGAUUUUUGUCUGAAAACAACAUCUUUGAGAUUUUUCAGUCUAAUUUUAGAGCAGGUCACAGCACUGGGACUGCCCUCCUCUGUGUGACCAAUGACCUUCUUUUAGCAGCAGAUAGAGGGGAGGGCUCAAUUUUAUUUCUUUUAGAUCUCAGUGCAGCUUUUGAUACAGUUGAUCAUGCUACUUUAAUUGAACAUCUUAAAAACUGGAGGGGUAUCAGGGGCAAUGCACUUGGCUGGUUUCAGUCGUAUCUUUUAGAACAAACCUUUGCGGUCACCAUAGGCAAUCACACCUCCUCUACUUCUACUUCCUUUGAGACUUGAGGACCCAAAAGGCCGAGCUGCUGUCAUGGACUGUCUUAGUGAUAUUAAAGGACAUCAAUGGCAGAAAAUUUCCUUCAACUAAGUUAUUGAAAAUCUGAAAUAAUUCUCUGUAAUAUACAAAAUCCCCCCUCUCAUACAGUCUUGUCUCAGUAAUCAUCAAACCAACAGCCAGAAAUCUUAAAGUAACUUUUGACUCUGACCUCACCUUCUCCACCCAUAGCAAUAAAAUUAUCCAGUCCUGUUUCUUUCAACUGCAUACAAUUUUAAAAAAUUAAACAAAUACUCACCCCACCAAAUCUUGAAAGGAUAAUCCACGCUUUCAUUUUCUCAAGGCUGGACUACUGUAACUCUCUCCUCCCAGGUCUAAAUAACAAAUCACUCUCCCACCUCCAACUAGUUCAGAAUGCAGCAGCUAGGCCUUUAACUGCUUUUCCUGUCAAUUUUGGAAUUGAUUUUAAGAUUUUAUUAAUUACUUUUAAAGCACUCAAGGGACUUGCUCUAAGCUACAUCUCAGAGCUUUAAAUGCCUUAUGAGCCAGCUCGCAGCCUCAAAUCCUCUGGCAAAGGCCUCCUCGUCGUUCCAAAGUCGAGGCUCAAAACUAAAGGUGAUAGAGCUUUCUCUAUCAGAGCUCCUCGACUUUGGAUGACCUGCCAGAGAAGAUAAGGUGUGGAGAGUUAGUCCCUUAUUUUAAGUCAAUCUUAAAAACUCACUUUUACAGACUUGCCUUUAUGUGAUGCCAUCCUUUAUCUUUUUCUCUUAUUUUGGUUUUACUGUCUAUUUUAGCUUUUGUUACACUUUUAAUCUUUUAUUAAGUAACCUUUUAUGCUUUUGAUGUUUUAUUUAUCUAUCUCUUGCUCAUUUGUGUUAUUCAAUCUUAUCAUAACUAUAUCAUCAUUACUGUUUUAUUUUUAUGUUAUUAUCAUUAUUAACAAGUCUUUUUAUAUUUUCUAUCCUGUUUUCUGCCUUCAACUCCCUUUUUUAAUUGAAUUUUCUUUUUCCUACGUAUGUCUUCAUCUUUUAUUUCGGUCCUUAUGGUCUCAUUUUAUGUUGCAUGGUUCUUGUACCAUCUGGGUUUCUUAUGAGAUAUGAAAAUGGUCUUCAACUUCUGAGGCAUUUGAUCUUCUUGUUUUUAGUUUUGUGCUGAAGCUCUUGUGCUCCUUCACUUUCGGUCAAAGUACUUUGUAUACAUCUGUUUUCAAAAGUGCUUUACAAAUAAAUGUAUUAUUAUUGUUCUCAUUAUAUUAUGUUAGAUGUAACUGACACUAUAUCUUUACAGCCCAUGAGUGCAAUCAACUUCUUUACCUUGUGGACCUGGGUCACCCUGAUCACCUGGAUCUCCUUUGCAUCCUUUCUGUCCUGGACCCCCAAUAAAACCUGGUGCACCAGUGUCUCCUCGAGGUCCUGGUGGUCCUGACAGAUGAAUAAAACCAACAGAUUCAAGUGUUAUUCUAUUGGUUGUAUCUUCAGCUUCAAUCGGCUGAUAACAUUCAUUUUGUUU
Xyrichtys novacula (pearly razorfish) is the source of this 44868-nucleotide messenger RNA. NCBI's taxonomy places the organism in Eukaryota, Metazoa, Chordata, Actinopteri, Labriformes, Labridae. The record is from the annotation of a GenBank genome assembly.